AUGUUCCGCACAUCUGGUGAGAAGUACUUGCAAGUGAUAAAUCUGUCUAAGGUCUACAGUAUGAUUUACUUGAGAAACAUAUUUUAUUGGUACAGGAUAGGUUAUUAUUUUUAUUAUUUAUAUAGCGCCAGCAAAUUACGUAACACUGAACAAUAGGUUGAAUGUAUUACUUGUCUGUGCCUCUCCCCCUUCCCCUCCCCCUUCCUUUUCUGAAUGUACUGCUUGUCUAUGCCACUCCCCCUUCCUUUUCCUGUCCCAGCAGGACUUUGUCCCUCCUCCAUCCACCAUCAGCUUCUUGAGAUUGAAUCCUAUGUUGUAUUGUGUUGGAGACCUCAUGUAGGGGUCUGUGCCUGUAAACCAUGUGUGACAAAAUAAACGGCAGUAUAUUUUCAGUUGACUUCCAGAACUGUGUGUUGUCCAGUUACUGGGUGGAAAUGGAUGCCUGCUUGUUUUAAGGGUUCCAGAGUGGCCGAAGGAAGGUAAUAGUGGAGGUAACCAGUUGGGUUACCCGGGUCUGCUACAAUUGGUGGCAAGCGGUGGGAUGGCACUUCCCAGCCGAACGGAACCAGCAUUCAUUAAUCAAACAAGCAUGGCGCCCAGCUACAGUAAGGCAGAGUUUGACAAUCUGCUGACGAGGCUGCUGGCUUUCUAUGAACCCAACCCCGCUGAAGAAUACGUACAGCACACAAGGAAUAUCGUGGCCAGGCAUCUGCAGCACAAAGCAGAGUUAUUGGGAGUGAAGACAACCGGUCUCACUCCAGCGGCUGUGUGCAGUCCAGGGAGAGAAGUGUUCCGUCCUUCUUCUGCAGCGGCAGUGUGAGGUCCAGGGAACAGAGACACCCAGUCUUGUUCAUCAGCAGCAGUGUCUGGUGACAGUAUGAUUUACUUGAGAAACAUAGCGAUAUGGGUAUUGAUCAACGCCCAUGUUGCUAUGUUUCUCAAAUAAAUCAUACUGUCACCAGAUGUGUGGAACAUUUUGCUGUGGUUUAUAUAUUUGUUUUGAUUUUUUCUCCUCUUUUCUCCAAGUGGCUUGAAGGGAUGCAAUAAGUAAAACCAUGCAAUAAUGCAUCACCACUAAACCAGACACUGCUGAUCGUAACAAUUUAAAGGGAUGACUUUGAACACAAAGGGAAUCUGGGGAAAAUAUACGAAUAAGUGACGGUGUCCCGUCACACAUCUUCCCCUUGUCCACCUCCGACAGCCACAGCAUGAUCCAUGGGUCAGCUCGCUGCUGUCUGGAGUGGACACAUAGUCUGUGAGUGCCAUGCCCGCACAGUACUUGUCCUCAGCCAGCCCCACCAGUCCAGGGGUCUGGCCGGCGUUGCAGCCUGCACUCUUUUGGGUACUGGGUAACUUAAACAUAAAGCACCCAUAGACUGGGAAGCCGUCCAGGCCAGGCUCCAGUACACAUGAGUCUCUGAGCCUGUAAAACCCCCCACCCAAACAAGCGUGCCUCCCCGGCCAUUCCAUCACCUGUGUUCCUGCCGUUUUCCCGGCUGGUUGAGGAUGAUGGGUGUCAUUUGGGGCGUCUGUCACGGGUCCGCUUCCUGUUCCUCGCAGGGGUCGUGUCUGGCGCCUGGGGAGGAGAGCCAACUGUGUUCUCCCCUGGCGCUGCUCGGGAUACUGGAGAGUGAGCGAGAAAUACUCCAUCGCCCCCUGGAUCUCAAUGCGCUGCUGGGGAGAGAGACCGACUGUCCCUUCUCCCAAUAACACACUCUGCCGCUGGGAAGAGCAACUGACUGUCCCUUCUCCCAAUAACAUACUCUGUCGCUGGGGAAUGAGACCGGUUGUCUCCAUUCCCUGGACCUCACACUGCCGCUGGGGAGGAAGGACAGAACACUUCUCUCCCUGGGAUGCAUUCUGCUGCUGGGGAACAAACCGGCUAUCUCUGUUCCCUGGACCUCACGCUGCUGCUAGGGAGGAAGGAUGGAACACUUCUUUCCCUGGACGCAGAGAAUGGAUCCUAGAAAAGCAAAAAAGUGGAUGCCAGUAAUGAAUUAUACUUUGCUUCUUCUGGCAUGGAAGCGUUUGGGGCCUGUAGUAGCUAGAUGAGUGAUAUACUAGGGCAAAGUUGUGUUUCCGUUUACUGUAGUAAAUUGAUCCUCUAAUUGAGUCCAGUGUAUGUCGAUAGCGCUGCGAUGUAUAUUAAAUGAGAAUAUUGAAUCCCAGAUUGAAUCUGGGUUGAGAUAGUUUGUUUAGUUAUUCGCGGACAUUGAAAAGCUGAUUUAAAUUUGUUUUCAUCUGAUCUUGAGAGUAAUGUUGGUAAGGCUUGCAAUGGGUAUAGUAGUUUCACCUCUCCCCAAUUGUUACCAUCCAGCGGUGCAAUGAGAGACCACAGGUCCCCGGUGCAAAAAUUGCCCUUGGCCCUCCGCUCCUUUGCAUGUUCUCCCCCCCCCCCACACCUUCAUCUGUUUAAUAAAACCUAUACAGGUACAUACACGGAUACUCAUGCUGAUACACAGACAAACACAAUGAUACUCAUUCAGGUACACAGAAUGACACUUUUACAGAUACAAACACUGACACAGAUACACAGACACACACUAACACAAAUGUGGAUACACAGACACACAUACAGACAGAUACACAUAUAGACACACAUGCAGAUACUCAGACACACUUAAUGACAAACAUUCAGAUACACAGAAUGACACUCAUACAGAUAUAAACAGUGACGCACAUACAGAUACAUAGGGGCACACACUGACACACAUGCAGUUAAACAGAUACACAUAUAAACACACGUGCAGAUAAACAGAUACACAUACAGACAUACUGAUACACAUACAAACACGCAUACAGAUACAAACAGUGACAUGCAUACAGACAAGCAUACAGACACACAUGCAGACACACACACAUACAGACACACACACAGAUACAGAUACAUGCUGAUACACAUGCAAACAGAUACCCAUACAGACACACAUGCAGACAGAUACACAGACAAAAAUAUACACGUACAGACACACAUGCAGACAAACAGAUACACAGACAAAGACAUACACGUACAGACACACAUGCAGACAAACAGAUACACACACAGACAACAAGAUACCCAUACAGACACACAGAUAUACAUACAGACACACAUGCAAACACACACACAGAUACACAUAUAGACACACAUACAGACACACACACACACACACACACACAGAUAUACAGAAUUUCAGACACACACACACACAUGCAAGCUGUAAAAUAAUUGUAGUCACCCUCCUGUGUCCUACCUUUUAGGUGCAGGAAGGUGACUUUCUUGGGGUCCAGUGGUUGACUCAGACUGAUGGGAGUCAGAGCUCCCACUCUGACCCCACUUUCUCAGGCGCUCUCCUCCUGCGCGGCUCUGUUAGCUAGGAGGAAGUGAUGGUUUCCUCCCAGCGCUCUCACAUCAUCACUGGGGCUUGGUUGCGCUCUUAACCGCUUAAGGACCAGACCUCUGGAAUAAAAGGGAAUCGUGACAUGUCACACAUGUCAUGUGUCCUUAAGGGGUUAAAGCUCCUCAGAGCCUACCGAGCCCCUCAGAGUAUUGGCCACCCGAUGGGCCCCCUUAAUGCGGCUCCGGCGGUAGCUCUGAGCGGCUAGGGCCGCCCCACAAUGCCGGUGGGCACCCAGGUUGCAGGGGCCUACAGGGGGGCCAGGCCCCGUGGAGUGACAGACCUUGAGUGACAUUUGCUUCGGUAUCAAUACCCCUAGGUAAGUUUGUGGUUGUGCAUUUAAGAGUUCUCCGUGUUUGGGCCUUCGCCUAAUCUCAAUUUCGAUUGGGACUAAUUAAUGUGGAAACCUGUUAUUAAUCAAUAUCUUUCAAAAACAACAAUCGUGUUAUUAAGGGAGCUUGCAGGAUCUGAGAUAUAAAACUAAAGGUUAUCUGCAAAACCAGUAUGUUUAAUAGUGUUGAGGACCUAACUGUAUUCCUUUAUUGUCCUCAGAAGCUUAGCUAAAACUUAUGAGUAGGUCUAAAGCUAAGUUAAAGAGAAUAGGUGAUAACAGGCAUCUCUGCUUCACCCCCUCGUGAUAAUGAGAUUUUCUGUAUCUAGAACAUUGGUAUUUACUUUUUGUAAAUUUUUGGUCUACAAGGCUUUCAUGAGAUUAUAAAAUGGGAUUCCAAAAAAGUUAUAUUUUAAGAUUCUGAAGAGAUGGGGCAAAAAUACUUGAUCAAAGGCUAAACUGAGUAAGAAUGCUUAAGUAUUGUUGGAACUUUUGUCAUAUAUCGACGCUGCGGCUAAUGCCGUUCUGUCGGUUCUGAUUCCUUGAAUGGUUUGUCUACCUCUUGUGAAUCUCAAAUGUUGGGGAUGUAAAAUGGAGGACAAAAACUGUUGAAUUCUACUAGCUAAUAUCCUAGUGAAAAGUUUGAAGUCAUUCUACUCUUACCUUUUGUGUCACUAUACCCCACUACUCCCUCUAGCAUGCAAGCUCAUUGAGCAGGGCCCUCAAUCCCUCUGUUCUUGUGUGUCCAACCCGUCUGAUUACAAAUACGUAUGUUAGUCCACCCAUUGUACAGAGCUGCGGAAUAUGUUGGCGCUUUAUAAAUAUUAAUAAUAAUAAUUGUUUAACAGUGUAAUCAGUCUUCUUGAAUUUAACAAUGCUGGGUCUUUGUCAGGAUUUGUUCAGGUUUGUUCUGGAGGUCCUCAGAUGUUCUACCUGUAUUCUAUCUAUGUAUAUAUAACAUUGAACACUGAUGUUAGGGUUUUUGUAAUGUGUGCUUUCAAGAUCUUGUAAUAAUCAGCUCUAAAUCCAUCUGGUCCUGGUGCCUUACUUGCCUUCCCAUUUUUAUCACCUGUGCUACUUCCUCCUCUCUAAUAGGAGCAUUUAGAAUCUAUCUUUGUUUAUUUGUUAACCUAGGUAGGUUUGCUCCCUUGAUUAGAUCAAUUCCCCUUGUAAGAUAAUUUGAUUGUGAUAAAAAUGUGUCUGGAAAAGAUUAGUUUAUUUCCCCUGGGUCUGCGGUGGAAGUCCUGUCAUUUUUAACAAUACUGCUUAUGCAGUGUCUACCUGGUUUGGGUUGUGCGAUGUGCAUGAUUCAUUUGCUCAUUUGCCCCUUUUUUUCCUAGUAAUUUUCAGUUGUGUUUUUGCCUUUUCCAAUAAGAAGUGUCCAAGCAAUAUGUUUGCCUUAAAGUAGCUUUGUUUUUUGUUUUUUGUGUGUUAUCAGUUGGCACAGCGACGUAUGCUAGAUGAGUAUUCACCAAAUCUCUACUGGGUUUAGUAUUGUUAAGUCUAUUGUUUUAUAUAAUUAGAAACCUGUGCUUUGAUUUGGCACAGGUUCCUACCAACAUGCUUUUAAAUGAGUCCUGUGUCGUUAAGUAUUUUGGGAAUCUCUAUUGCGGGGGGUGAAUUGGAGGGGUGGACCUAUGAUUAGGAUCCAUUCAACUGGGGUAUGUUUUAAAAUCACAAUGUUAUGUAUAGCAGCCUGUGUACCAGAUGAAAAAUAAAGCCAUAGAUGUGAGUGGGUAGCUGGUGUCUGAGUAGGCACCUCAUUUGCAGCAGGUCAUAACAGCAAAACGGUGCUCUACUAAGUACUAGAGAUGCUUGCUAUGAAUGGGUUGAAUAUUCUUUAGACUAGAUAAGUCAUUAGAAGUUACAUUUUCAAUUGAAUUUGGGGAAACCACUUGAAGCAUAUGUUGUGUUGAGCUACUUCAAUUGCUUUUGUUUGAUCUGUUCAUUGCAAACAGCUGAAAGUCUGUAAAUAUUAACAAUAAACAUGAUUUUCAAUGGCGGUUGAAUAAUUUUAAUUACAACUGUAUAUCUGUUGACCAGAGUGUAGCAAACAGAAGAUACAUUGCCAAGGAUUUUUGGCUACACAAGGGAUGAUGCAUUUUGCCUUCUCCCUUCUCCCCCCAUAAAUACGUCUUCAUCUGUGUGAUUCGUAGCCCCUCUUUUAAAUAUAGAAAUAUAGAAUGUUACGACAGAUAACAAUCAUUUGGCUCAUCUAGUCUGCCCAAAUUUCCAAAAUACUUUCAUUUGUCUCUGGCCUUAUCUUAAGUCUAGGGUAGCCUUAUGCCUAUCCCACGCUUAAACUUCCUCACUGUCUUAACCUCUACCACUUUAGCUGGAAGGCUAUUCCAUACGUCCACUACCCUCUCAGUAAAGUAAUACUUCCUAAAAUUAUUUUUAAACCUUUGCCCCUCUAAUUUAAGACUAUGUCCUCUUGUUGUGGUAGUUUUUCUUCUUUUAAAUAUAGUCUCCUCCUUUACUGUGUUGAUUCCCUUUAUGUAUUUAAAUGUUUCUAUCAUAUCCCCCCUGUCUCGUCUUUCCUCCAAGCUAUACAUGUUAAGAUCCUUUAACCUUUCCUGGUAAGUUUUAUCCCGCAAUCCAUGAACCAGUUUAGUAGCCCUUCUCUGAACUCUCUCUAAGGUAUCAAUAUCCUUCUGAAGAUACGGUCUCCAGUACUGCGUACAAUACUCCAAGUGAGGUCUUACCAGUGUUCUGUACAAUGGCAUGAGCACUUCCCUCUUUCUACUGCUAAUACCUCUUCCUAUACAACCAAGCAUUUUGCUGGUAUUUCCUGCUGCUCUAUUACAUUGUCUGCCUACCUUUAAGUCAUCUAAAAUUAUUACCCCUAAAUCCCUUUCCUCAUAUGUUAAGGUUAGGACUCUAUUAGAUAUUCUUUACUCUGCCCUUAGGUUUUUACGUUCAAGAUGCAUUAUCUUGCACUUAUCCACAUUAAAUGUCAGUUGCCACAGCUCUGACCAUUUUUCUAGUUUACCUAAAUCAUUUGCCAUUUGGCUUAUCUCUCCUGGAACAUCAACCCUGCUACAUAUUUUUGUAUCAUGAGCAAAAAGACAUACCUUACCAUCAAGACCUUCUGCAAUAUCACUAAUAGAAACAUUAAAGAGAAUGGGUCCAAGUACAGAUCCCUGAGGUACCCCACUGGUGACAAGCCCAUGCUUCAAAUAUAUUCCAUUAACUACAACCCUCUGUUGCCUGACACUCGGCCACUGCCUAACCAAUUCAACAAUAUUAGAAUCCAAAGUUAAUAAUUGUAGUUUAUUGAUGAGCUGUCUAUGUGCAACAGUGUCAAAAGCCUUGCUGAAAAUUAAGGUAAGCAAUGCACCUGAUCUAUUAUUUUAGUUACCCAAUCAAAAAAAAUCAAUAAGAUAAGUUUAGCAUGAUCUCCCUGAAGUAAACCCAUGUUGUCUCUGAUCUUGAAAUCCAUGUGAUUUUAGAUGUUCAGCAAUCCUUUCCUUUAACAUGGUUUCCGUCACUUUUCCCACUACUGAAGUAAGGUUUACUGGCCUAUAGUUGUUCCGCGUCCCCCCUACUACCUUUCUUGUGAAUGGACACAACAUUAGCCAAUUUCCAAUAUUUUGGGACUACUUCCGUUAAAAUUGAUUGAUUAAAUAAAUCCGUUAAUAGUUUUGCUAGUACACCACUAAGCUCUUUUCAUAAUUUUGGGUGUAUUCUAUCAUGCCCCAUCGACUUAUUUGUCUUUACUUUUGACAGUUCAAAUAGAACCUCUUCCUCUUUAAAUUCACAUGUAACAAAUUACUCAAUUGUCCUUGUUCCUAACUGAGGUCCUGUUCCUUCAUGUUUAUCUGUAAAUACUGAGCAAAAAUAUUAAUUGAGGCUGUCAGCUAGACCUUUAUCCUCUUCUACAUACCUAGCUUCUCUUGUUUUUACUCUAACUAAUCCUUAUUUUACUUUCUUUUUCUCAUUUAUGUAUCAAAGAAAUGUUUUGUCCCCCUUUUUUACUGACUGAGCUUUUUUCUGUUUUGUGUGUGAUUUAGAAGCUCUUAUAACUUGCUUAGCCACUUUUUGCCUAAUCUUACAGAUCUAUCUAUCUUCCUCACUCUGUUUUUUUUUAUAAUUAUUAAAUGCUAACUUUUUUUUUUGUACUAUUUUGGCCACUUCUGUGGAGUACCACAGUGGUUUCUUUGAUUUUUUUGCUCUUACUAACAAGCCUAAUGCAGUUUUCUAUUGCCUUCAGUCGGUCAACUUUUAAAUAAUCCCAAUUCUCUUUAACUCUAUUUUAAUGACUCCUUUACACACAUUCUAAUUUUAGAAAAGUCUGUUUUUCUAAAGUCUAAAACUUUUACUUUAGUGUGGUGUGACUCAGUCACUGUUCUUAUAUUAAACCACAGACUGGUGAUCACUGGAUCCUACACUUUCACCUACAGUAAUAUCUGAAACCAAAUCUCCAUUUUUAUUACGAAGUCUAAUAUGGCUUCUUUACGAGUUGGCUCCUUAACGACUUAUUUUAGACAUAGUCCUAGUAUGGAGUUUAGAAUAUGUGUGCACAUCCUCAGAAGGAGCAGGCUGACUUCACUGCUUCACAGGCACUUCACUACUGUGUGCUGACUACACGGAGAGUAAGGUAGGUUUCAGUUAUUACAUGUGCCUGCCUGUGCCUGCUAGGGUAACAUCUAGUGUGAGAUACCUGCCCUCCGAGGUCUGGGAUAUAUUUAUGAACUAUUGGAGUGAGUCUAUCCACCCCCUUCCAUCUCUUUCUCCUCCUUUGAAACUCACUCAGUUCGUCUGUUCAAAGCCAUCUCUGUAAACAUAGUCAUUAUUUAUCACCCCCUUGGUUUCCUUUUUCUCUUCCUUUAACAUUCCUAUUAACCCACCCUUGACCUUGUUAACCUCCAAACUUCUUUCUAUUACCUCCUCCCUUAGGCUAUCACAGUGAGCUAAUUCUUCCAAACAUGUAGAUGGCAAUACCCUCAAUCUUAUUUGUUUCUGAUGCAUGCGUGGUCUCUAACCUCUGUAACACAACAUUUCCUCUCUCAGAUCGCCACCUCUUUUAAUUUGUUCUUGAAAGACUUUAUCACCCAACAACCUCAGCCUAACCCCCGCUUAACUCAGAUGGAACGUGAAUUCUCUUGACCUCCAGGAACUCUCAUCCAUCCCUGCCUUUCCUGUCCUCUCUGACCAUCCCGCCGCAACCCCACUCCAAACAGGCACCUCAAGGAAGAUGUGCCUCCAACCAUGGCAUACUAAGUUAACCCGCUGCUUCCUGUUCAGCUGAAUGCUGCUGAACAAAGUCUCGCACCUUGUCGAACUUUCUCCAUUAUAAAUCCAUCUUGCAUUCAUACAGCACUGCCCUCACCCUAGCUAUAAUCAUACUGUUCCUCUUUCAUUAGUUUAUGCUCCCGAAAUCACAGGCCUCUCUUUGAUACCUUCAACUCUACCCGUUGCCCGGGUACAUUUGGAUUGGGGAGUGGGCGCUAGACAUGUGAAUGUGGGGAUCAUGAGGGACUUACCAGCUGAUGUCCUCCUUGGAAAUGAUUUGGCCCCCCUUGUUUCAGCCUACGCUCCCAUGGGUCCCACUGAAGUGGACGCAGUCACGACCCGUGCCCAGACCCGUGCCGCCGAGACCGGCCCACCUGCUGCUGAGACCCAGGUAAGACUCUCUACCCCGACUUGUACCUUAGACCAGGCCCCUUUAGGCUGGGAUACCCCAGAGAUGUACGGGAGGGAAACGCGGGAGGACCCGACUCUAGAGAUUUAUUGAGCCAGGGCAGAUACUGGGGGAGAGGAGGUUGAUGGGGAGCGUUACGAGUGGGUGGGGGAUAGGCUGUACAGGAUCCCUAAACCGUCCCAGAGACCGAGUACUCCUCCGCAGAAUCGGCAGCUGGUGGUGCCUGCGAAAUACCGGCAAGAGAUUUUGCGGAUCGGGCAUGAUGUGCCAUUAGCGGGCCAUCUGGGCUCCCGCCGCACAGCACAUAGGAUCACCCAAAACUUCUUCUGUCCUAAUUUCAACCGAGAUGUGCGGGUCUAUUGUAGCACGUGUGACACAUGUCAACGGGAAGUUAAACGGGGGGAUCACCCAAAGGCUAGGCUCAUAUCGAUGCCUAUCAUUGGAGAACCCUUUUCCCGCAUAGCCGUUGACAUUGUGGGUCCACUGGCCAGGGCUAGCCCAUCCAGUCAGAAGUAUAUUCUCACCGUGGUGGACUAUGCCACAUGUUAUCCAGAGGCAGUAGCGCUGUCUAAUAUAGAGGCAGAGACGGUUGCUGAUGCCCUGGUUAAAAUUUUCACUAGGGUCGGGUUCCCUCAGGAGAUCCUCUCCGACCAGGGAACUCAGUUUACCACUGUGCUCACCCAGCAGCUGUGGAAGGUGUGCGGCAUUAAACCGCUGCUUAGCUCACCUUACCACCCACAGACUAACGGUCUCUGCGAGUGAUUUAAUGGCACCCUCAAACAGAUGUUGAGGACCUUUACUGACACUUGCAGAGACUGGGAGCGAUUCCUGCCUCAUCUGCUUUGCAUACAGAGAGGUGCCCCAGGAAUCUACUGGGUUAUCUCCCUUUGAGCUACUCUAUGGGAGAAGGGUCCGCGGACCCCUAGAUCUCAUUAGAGGACACUGGGAGGGAGAGACAGAGCAGGAGGGAACCCCCAUUGUGCCAUAUGUUCUGGAAAUCCGGGACCGCAUGGAGAAACUAUCCCUGAUGGUAAGGGAGAAUCUCCAGGCGGCCCAGGGGAGACAGAAGAGGUGGUACGAUCGGGGUGCCCGACAGCGGGUCUUUCAGGUUGGGCAAAAGGUUCUAGUGCUCAAGCCUGUGAAGACGAACAAGAUGCAAGCAUCUUGGCAGGGCACGUAUAAAGUGUUAGCUCAGGUAUGUAAUACUACCUAUCUUAUAGCCAGCUGUGUAGAUGAAAGGAUUCAGCGAUCCUUUCAUGUGAACAUGCUGAAGGAGUAUCAGGAGAGACCAGAGGAUGUCGCUGCAGUAUGUGCCCCGGCUGCCGACGACCCCGAGAAUUUACCCUUGCCCGACCUAUUAGAGAAAGACCCCCAGACUGACCUCACUAGUCUUGUACAGCUAGGGCACCGGUUAAGCCCCACGGAGAUGGUACAGGCAAGACAGCUUCUGUGGGAGAAGCAGGCGACGUUCUCCCAAGAACCCGGCUACACUACCCUAGCUGUACACAAGGUAGAGACACCCAGACAGAGUCCCCUACGACAGCCCCCUAUCAUAUCCCUGAAGCAGUCCGGGAAGGAAUGCGGAAGGAGAUACAGGAGAUGACCAAGUUUGGCGUCAUCGAACACUCAGACAGCCCUUGGGCCUCACCUGUAGUCCAAGUGCAGGCCUUCCUGGGAACAGCAGGGUAUUACCGAUGCUUUGUCCCCGACUACAGCACCGUUGCUAAAUCCUUGACUGACCUGACUAAAAAGAACUUACCUAAGCAGGUCCUGUGGUCUCCAGCUUGUGAAGCCGCGUUUCAGGCACUGAAGCAGGCUUUUGUGAAUGCCCCUGUCCUGGCUGCCCCAGUCCCUAACAAACGAUUUCUCGUCCAUACAGAUGCUUCCAUGUAUGGAUUGGGGGCUGUGCUGAGCCAGGUCGGGGAAGAUGGAGGAGAACACCCUGUCGCAUAGCUCAGCAGAAAGCUACUACCCCGGGAAGUGAGUUAUGCGGCAGUGGAGAAGGAGUGUUUAGCCCUGGUCUGGGCAUUAAAGAAAUUGAGCCCUUAUUUGUACGGGCAGGAGUUCUUGCUCAUCACAGACCACAAUCGGGUCUCAGGAGACAAUGGUAGACUGCUGAGGUGGAGUUUAGCUUUACAACCUUACAACUUCACCAUCAGCUACCGACCCGGUAAGCAGAAUGGGAAUGCGGAUGGAUUGUCCCGGCAAACCGACGUCCCUAUUUCCUCCUAGUCCGGUCAUCCCCACGUUGACCCGCCACAGGGUCAAGCCGGGUCUGCCGGAGUGUUCCACAAGGGGGGGUCGUGUGACAGAUCCAUCUGUAUAAACUGGGAUUGCUGGUUCGUCUGUUUUGCCUUUUUCGUGGAAUUACCCGUUCGUAUGCCCCUGUUCAGUGAAUUGACUUUUCCACCGAACAAAACUACCGAACGGACGGCUUAAAGGUUUAAACACACGAAUGGACUUACCCCACAAAGCCUUCCCAUGGAGUCAAUCGCAUACCGAAAGACUGUAAUAGACUUUGACUCCAUGGCGAUUAAACUAUGCGUAUGGGAUCUGAGCACUAUUCGCCAAUAAUAUGCACUCAGAUCCAGGCUACCUGGGGAUACGUGAUAUGAAUGGGUAGCAUUCGACAAAUGCAAAGUUAUAUAUUUUUAUAUGUUUUUCUGUGUUGAAUUUAAAAUGGCGAUUUGCCUCUGUCCUGGAGAUAAUUGAAUUACUUCUCAAUUAUCUCCAGGGCAGAGGGGAGGGAAUACUAAUGCAUUGUGGGAAUGUUCUGUGUCUGUGGGUCCUGACCUGCCAUAUGUCUGUCUUUUAUUACAGUCUCCAAUUUGGUCCCCUAGGGGAGUGUCCACCAAGUGGGAGACCUGCAUAAAUACGGGCAGGUAGCCCACAGUAAAGCCAGUUCUUGUUUUACCCUCAAUGCGGAGCUUGGUCUCGUUAUUGGGGGGAUUUAUUACCAAUGACUAGAGACUGCUGGAUGGAAUUAUUAGCCGCUUGGGAGAUAUAUGUGUUCGGCUGCUAUUGGCGAUUCGUGAGUUUGGAGCUCAUGGAGUGAAGUGGCCGUACGGAUCCCGUUCGUGAGUUUGCAGUGUUCCCUUGCUUGCGGUUCGCAUGAUUGUACUGGAUACGCAUGCAGCCUAUGCUAUUGCGAGAGGGGAGGGUUCACUAAACGGCGGUUUGUGCAUUUUAUGCUGAGGGUACCGUAACAGAAGCCACCCCCUAAACAAAACUUUUAGCCAAUAGUUUUGCAUGCUACUUUACCAGAGAGACUUGGCCUCUCUUCACCUUCCCCCGAGUGGCCAAGUUGCAUCCGUUGCUCCCACUUGUUCUCCAACCCGCCAACAUUGACUUUUUAAAAUAAUUGUUUAAUCUUACUAGUAUAGGUUUCUACUGCUAUAUCUAGCCAUAUAGCUUUUCGGCAGAAAUGAAGUUGUCUCCUGUGCACUGAGGCAAAACUACACAUUUAAAACCUUGACAUCCAAGAGAUAUUUUUUAUCACAUAUGGUAGAUGUUUAACAUUUCUUCUUUUUUAUUAAACAUUUAAUUAGUUGAAUCAGAUAUAGCAGAAAUAUUAACAUCACAUUAUCAUAGAAUAUAUUUUUGUGAUUAAAUAAGAAAAAAUGAAAGAACAAGAAACCACAAAGAUAGCGUGUAGGCCCAAAGUAAAAUAUAUGAGAAGGUAGCACACAAAAGACCUUUAAAGCACUUUAGCUUGCUGAAAUACUUUAUGUGAAGGGUGCAACCUCUUUUUUUAUAUUUUACAAAAAGUGCAGAUUUUUUUUUAGAAAUUGUCACAUUUAGAAAUGAAUCUUCAUACACCAAGAAUGUCAAACUUGCGGCCCAUGGGCUGCAUGCUGCCCACAGUGAAUAUAUAUGCGGCCGUCUUCCCUGGGGCUGCUUUCUUCUCUGACUGCGACCAGCCGCAAGAUAGGUGCCCUGCCACGGCUGAUUGUGUGCUGCAAGACCACUAAGCAUUAGUCCAUGCUGGCUGCAUGGCGCUACAGUGCACAGAGUGUGUGUCUGUCUGCAGAGCAGGCCAGUCACUCCCCAGUCCCUCAUGCUCGCAGUGCCAGAGGAGCAUCAGGCCUGCUUGAGCAGAGAAGAGCAGGGCUGGAACUGGAGGAUGGGUGGCUCAUCUUAAGGUAGGAGAAGAAGGGUUUAGGGGACCUUCCUGUGAAGUGUGUUGAAUAGGGGAUGGGCGUACAGUGUAUUAAAUUGGGGGAGGGAAGAGGCAGUAUAUUAAUUUGAAGGAUGGAGGGUGGCAGUGUAUUAGAGUGAUGUGUUAGAUUAGAGGGAGGACAGUGUAUUAAAUUGAGGUAGGGGCAGUGUGUUAAAUUUGGGGGAAAGAGGGAAGUGUAUUAAAUUAGAGUGGUGGUAGUGGGGGGAGUGAAUUAGAUUAAGGGGCAGUAUAUUAGAUUGGGGUAGGGGCAGUGUAUUAGAGCGGGUGGAAGGGCAGUGUAUUAAAUUGGGGGGAAAAAGGGGGCAGUGUAUUAAAUUGGGGGAGGGAGGGCAGUGUAUUAAAUUAGAAUGGGGAGAGUGGGGCAGCAUUAAAUUUAGGGGUAGUGUGCUAGAGUGGGGUAGGGGGCAGUGUAUUAGAGUGGAGUGAGGGAGGAGAGGAGUGUAUUAGAGUGCGGGCAUGGGGCAGUGUAUAAGAGUGGAGGGUCGGGGGCAGUGUAUUGGAUUUGGGGGAGUGUAUUAGAAGUGGGGCAGUGUACUAGAAUCGGGGGAGUGAGCCGUGUAUUAGAUUGGAUCUGCAUGGAGGCGCUGAACACUCCCAUGGAGAUAGUGAUUGGUUGUGCAGCGUUUUGCAUACAUGCACGAUAGCCUCCCAAUGCUUUCCUAUGGGCUGAUAUCAUCAAGUUUGAUUAUCUCAACCAAAGUGAAGAACACACUUACAGGACUUCAAAAUUAACAAUAUAACGCCAUUUGUUUUUUACCGCUGUGCAUACAGCAUACAUUCACCAUUUCAGUCCCAUUACCAAACUUUUCUUAAUACGUCAAGGUAGUUGGGCUGAAACAUUAGUUAUAUGCAAAUGCACAUCUCCUUAAAAUAAAUUACCUCUUUUGUUUACUUUGAAGCCCUAUGAGCGUGAGGACGUACAGUGUCAGUGAGGCGACUUGUUUUUAUACUGUACUUUUCUAAAUAAAUCUACGUUUCUAUGAAACUGACGUUUUUGUUUUUUUUGAGACCCAGAUAAACUUAAACCUUGUUUAUUUGCCCGUCUUAACCUUUGAGUUUACCAUGCUUGUCUUACACAUUCCCUGGCUGUCAAUCUAACAACCAGUUCUGUUACUUUCUGUUACUCUCAUUGGAGCUAAACUCAAGAGGCAGGCUAUUGUCCAGAGAAACUUUCUUGCAAUUACUACUCAUUGAGCUCUAUUGGGAAGUCUGUGUUUGGAUAGCUACAAAGAGUCUGGACUUGGUUAAAAGAGGAGGACUUGUAAAGGCUGCAAUCGAGAGAUCUGCAGCUUUUGCAAACUACUUUUGGAUAUACCCCAAUGGAAAAAAAUGCAUAGUUAAUGCUUUCAUUUGGAUAUAUGUAUACUAAACAGUGAUAUCUAUUGUUUUUCUUUGGGCGGUGGACUGUCCCUUUAAGCUUGUUCAAAAGUGAAUGAGAAUUGGAUUGCCGAAAGGUCAGAACAACAAACUAUAAAUUGGUAAAGUAAGCCUAAACAGGAACAGACGUGAAUCAGAAAGAGAGAAAAAAGAAGAGAUAUGUUGUUACUCAGUCAAUUUAUCAAGGAAAGGGUAAGCAUCCCAAUAAAUGUUGCAUAAACCAUGGGGUCUUUUCUAAAAAGGAUUUAAUGCUCUGAUGGAGAGAGUGGUCCAGUGCUUGGAUAUAAUGUUUCCAGCAUUGUAAGAAUGUUUAGCCUUCAAAUAUUUACUGGCUAACAUGUUGAUCAUUUAUUCUUUCAUUUAUUUUAGUUUUGUUCAAAAACAACUUUUCGCAUAAGUCAGAACAUUUUUCCCUAUAAUUACUCAUGUUAUCUAAACCUAUGAGCAGCAUUACAACUCGUUAAAAAAAAAAGUUGAUUUCAAAGACAGUGAAGAGAGAGCAUUAUCAGAACCAAUAGUAGAACCAAUAUAGCCUCGUGGUCUUCUGUGGCUUGCAAACACACUAAUAACCCACCAGUGUUCAGGGGUUUCUCAAAUCCAGCUGUAAAAUGUGGACUCUAAUCCCUAGAACAUGAUUAAAAUUAAUUUUUUUAAAUCAAUGAAAGUGUCUACGUUUCUGUACUCUUUCUCAAUUGGCUGCCACAUCUUCUAUGCUGUUGAUGUGCUCAAUUUAUUCAGUUUCCUCUCAGUGAAGUUGCUAUUUGGCAGGAGUGUCUGGGUGCCAUCUUAGUUGAUCUCCUGUUGACCAACUCUUUCCUACUCUGACCACUGUCCACUCAAGGAAGGUAUGUGUGGUGGCCAAUGAUUAGCUGAGAAUAUCAACAGAUACUCUCAUCCUAUCAGUGACCACCUGUGGAGAGUAAUAGUACAUGCUACUACUGUCAAUAGGAGACCAGUAAUAGAAUUAGAGUGUCAAACGACCGACUUCAUGGUUAAACCAUUCUAAAACAUUGUAAAUCCAGUACGACAGUAUGAUGGUGCCCAGAAUUUUCUUACCCCAUAACAACUUCUUUGAGAUGAUGUUGCUAUGAUGAGAUAAUUCCUUUACAAAAUUCUAAAAGGCUAUAAGUGUUGGUUAAUUAAACACAACAUCUCGCUCCACAAUUCGAAAGAACAUCGAAAAGGAAGAAUAGAUAGAAAUUGUUUUACGCAUAGCACUGAAGAAACUUCAGUCUGUUGCUGGCAAAUAAAAGGAAACAGAAAUCAACUUUUUUUUUUUUAUUAAAAUAACAUUCAGUUCUAUAUUUAGCUUACAAACAUUUUAUUGUUCUUUUUCUCUAACAUGUAUUUGUCGUAGAGAUAAGGGUCAAUAGAAAAUUGACCUCCUAGCCACCCUCUCUUCACCAACUAGUGGAUUGAUGUAGACCUACUUGUGCCAGAAUAGUUUGUUUACAUAAGUGCUACAGAGUGAUGGUAUUGUUAUUGGGAUGGGUUCUGGGUCAAGAGGGAUCGUACAUGCAGGUAUUGUGUUUUGUAGAGGGGAUAUGGUGGCAACUGGUUAUCUGUGUCCUAAAUACAUUCAGGUGUGUGCAUUUUUUAGUCACACAUCACACAUGUCAAUGUUUGGUAGCGCAAAAUAUUCAAACAUACAAAGCCUACAGUCACUUAAUGGUCAAAUGAUUGUUGAAUGGCCUAUUACAUUAUUUUUUCAUCUAUACUUUUGCUAGCAUUUUAGAUUGCACAAUGUAUAAAUAUCUAAGACAAUGUGUAAUCUUUUAAGGGUGCCUAAGACAUUGACAGAUGAUCCUAUUACGGUUGGAGCAUUUAAUAUUCUUGCAUUUGUAAUCAUUUUUAUUAAUCCAGCUUGAAGCCUGCACUUCAUUUGCAGCACACACUGUCCUCAGUCGGUGUGAGAAGUUUUAUUAAAUUGCUUCUUCUUGUUUUAUUAAAGAGCUGUCUUAUUGGCGCAUGAAUCCAAAGGAUCAACAUGAGAAUAUUGGACAGAAAUUGUAUCAACAGAUACAUCAACAGAUGUGAGGUAAGUCACAAUAUUGAAUGCUAUGAAUUUACCGUUGCUAUUUUUUAUGGUAAUGAUGCACAAUUUCACAUCAUUUAAGUGUUAUUCAAGUGACAGCUCACAUCUAGUCAGGACAAUUGUGUACAGUAGAUUCUCGUGAUUUUAUCUCUUGAAGAAUUAGCAAUGAAUAUUUCAGUACUCCCACACUAACGCAGAUUUACUGUCUGUAUGGGAUGGUUAUAUUUUAUUUCACCAAUUCCAAAAAAAUGUCAUCUGGGUAUAAAGUCUACAAGGGUUAAAAGAACUAGCCAUCGUUUCCACAGUGAGGCAAUAGCCAUAAAAUAAAAAAAAUAAAUAAAGACUCACUAUGGGAUCAGAGGAAAAAUUAACAACUAUCCAAAUAACUGUUCAAUUAAUAAAGAAAAUGCAUAGAAUAUUGAUUAAAAAUUAAAAUGUUUGCUUUGGGUCCUGUGUGUCAACUAAGCACUCCCAACAACCGAGGUAGAAAGCUUAAUACAAAGCUUUUCAGUCAUCCAACAGCUGCUGCGUUCUGGCACACUGUGACCAGACAUGCAGUUACAAUCAUAUUUACACACAUGGCACAUCCAGUAUCAGCGUGAUGCAUUUUUCAACAGAUGCAGCAUUUCAAAGCUUCCCUCUUGAUACUUGAUGAACAGUGUUACACAGACACUGGCCUAGAAUUUGUCGGCAAGAAUUGUCAAGGGAGCUCUUGGUCGUCUCUCAUUUGGAAACAAUUGCUUUAAUCAAAAGCAAGUGCUAAUUUGAAAAUGUGACUUUGCUUAAAUGCAUAGGUAAUGAGAGAUAAACUGGUUACCUAUAGACCAUUGUAAUGUGUAAUGAUUUAAGAAUGAUCCAAUUAACCGAUAGAACCGAGGCAGAUGUAAUACUUAUCAAAUGUAGGUCACAUUUACUCAGCUCACUGGUUGGAUCACCACGUUAGUUAUUGUAGCAAUCACAUUAUCAGUUUAGACCUUACCCUGGAAAUCUAAUGUUUCGUGCAUUCUCUGUCUGUCAGAUUAAAUCUUUUAAUACCCUUUAUUUACUCAAAAAAUUAAAUCAAGCGGGAAUUUUCAGGUAUAUUUAACGAGUACGCAAGCUGUCACAUACUUUACAUUUGCUAAGUAAAGACACAUAGAAAAAGCAUAACGUUCAGGAAUACCUUGUUUGAGCAUCUUCUAUGUUUCUCUAUUUAAAGAGAUUAUUAGGAUUAUUAAUAUUGUGUUUACUCAUCUCCAUAUUUAACAGGUAUGUAUUUGUGAGAAGUGAAAAAUACAAAAAUGUCAUAUAUAAAUACACAACACUUCAUUCUGCAAUUUGGUGAUUCUAUCUUAGCUCCCCGACAAUCGCUGAUAGAAACUCUGUCCUUUGCUCCUGGCAAUCAGCAUAAAGAAUCCAUAGAGAAAAAAGGAGAAAUUAAACAAUGAUUCUAUUAUAUCGUGUAAUUUGCUAUGUUUGCCCUGGCUUUAACUUGUCUGAACUAGAUUAUGAUGACAUUUAUUAAUUUUUUUAUAUAAAUGUAAGAGAAAGGACCUCAUAAAAAAAUGAUUAGCACAAGUUAAAGGUGAAUGUCGGUAAUUUAUUCAAUGAUAGACAAUCCAGAGAAGGGACAAUUGCCCUAUAGAUAAAUGAUUGUGAUAUUGUGAUAUAUCAUGAAGUGUUCUCUUACUUUCUGAUUCUACAACCACUCAACAAUGGAGAUUGUUGUUUACCCCAGAACUGUAUUUCAGCCAGUCUCAUUAAAUUAUGUCCAAUUUAGCAAUUUACUAAACCAUAUUUUGUACCUUUUAUCUAUUACAUUUAUGUAGAAUUUGUUGUCAUGGUAAAAAUGGAUUAGAACAAUCAUGGCAUCCGAAUUCCCAAUUUCUGUCAAUAGGAAACAUGCAGAUCCUAUAAAAAAGAAAAAAGCAUCACUCAAGAUAUUAUUUCUUUAUAUAUAUAUACCUACAGGUGUGUGUGUGUGUAUAUAUAUAUUUUUUUUUUUUUAUUUUUUUUUUAAACUACCAGCAUAAAACUCCUACGAUGUAGUUAGUUGUCAAAAAUUUUUUUUUGAAAAUAACGUUGACCUUAUUGGUAGGAAAUGCAGGUAAGUAUCCAUAGGUGGAAUUGUUGAACAUCUAAAAACACAUGUAUUUCAAGAUCAGAGACAACAUGGUUUACUUCAGGGAGAUCAUGCCAAACUAAUCUUGAUUUUUUUGAUUGGGUAACUACAAUAAUAGAUCAGGAUGGUGCAGUAGACAUUGCUUACCUAGAUUUCAGUAAGGCUUUUGACACUGUUGCACAUAGAAGGCUUAUCAAUAAAUUGCAAUUUUAAGUUUGGAUUCCAAUAUUGUUGAAUGGGUAAGGCAGUGGCUGAGUGACAGGCAACAGAGGGUUGUAGUUAAUGGAAUAUAUUCGAAGCUUGAGCUUGUCACCAGUGAGGUACCUCGGGUUCUGUACUUGGACCCAUUCUCUUUAAUAUUUUUAUUAGUGAUAUUGCAGAAGGUCUUGAUGGGAAGGUAUGUCUUUUUGCUGAUGAUACUAAGAUAUGUAACAGGGUUGAUGUUCCAGGAGGGAUAAGCCAAAUGGCAAAUGAUUUAGGUAAACUAGAAAAAUGGUCAGAGUUGUGGCAACUGACAUUUAAUGUGGAUAAGUGCAAGAUAAUGCAUCUUGGACGUAAAAACCCAAGGGCAGAGUACAGAAUAUUUUAUAGUCGUAACCUCAUCGUCUGAGGAAAGGGAUUUAGGGGUGAUUAUUUCUGAUGACUUAAAGGUAGGUAGACAAUGUAAUAGAGCAGCAGGAAAUGCUAGCAGAAUGAUUGGUUGUAUAGGGAGAGGUAUUAGCAGUAGAAAGAGGGAAGUGCUCAUGCCAUUGUACAGAACACUGGUGGAUCUAACUAGAUUCAAAAGAUUGAGGAUGCCAAUAUAUAUUUCAAUUUAAACGUGUUCUGAUGAGUAUUAACAAUCUAAAUUAUAUAGGUCAUCAAGCCCCUAGGUAACACAUAAAAAUACAAUAGUCAAUGGGAACUGAUGGAAUACACCCUAAGUUAUUAAAAGAGCUUAGUGGUGUACUAGCAAAACCAUUAACAGAUUUAUUUAACCAAUCAUUAACAGGAGUAGCCCCAGAAGAUUGGAAGUUAGCGAAUGUUGGGCCCAUUCAUAAGAAAGCUAGUAGGGAGGAGUCGGGCAACUAUAGGCCAGUAAGCCUUACUUCAGUAGUGGGGAAAGUAAUGGAAACCAUGUGAAAGGAUAGGAUUGUUGAACAUCUAAAAAACAUGGAUUUCAAGAUCAGAGACAACAUGGGUUUACUUCAGGGAGAUCAUGCCAAACUGAUCUUUGGUGAGACCUCACUUGGAGUAUUGUAUUACAAAGUUACAUAGUUACAUAGCUGAAAAGAGACUUGCGUCCGUCAAGUUCAGCCUUCCUCACAAAUGUUGUUGCUGUUGAUCCAAAAGAAGGCAAAAAACCUGGUCUGAAGCGCUUCCAAUUUUGCCACAAACUAGGAAAAAAAUCCUUCUUGACCCCAAAAUAGCAGUCAGAUGUCUCCUUGGAUCAAGCAGCUAUUACCCCACUAAUUAGAAAUUAUAUCCCUGUAUGUUAUGUUUUUGUAAGUAUUUAUCCAAUUUCAGUUUAAACAUCUGUAUGGACUCUGACAAAACCACCUCUUCAGGCAGAGAAUUCCAUAUCCUUAUUGUUCUUACUGUAAAAAAACCUUUUCUUUGCCUUAGAUGAAAUCUCCUUUCUUCCACCCUAAAUGUGUGACCUCGUGUCCUAUGUAUAGCCCUGUUUAUGAAUAGAUUUCCAGAUAAAGGUGUGUACUGGCCCCGAAUAUAUUUGUAUAAAGUUAUCAUAUGCCCUCCUAGGCGCCGUUUUUCCAAACUAAACAGAUUACAUUUUUUUAACAGUAUGCAGUACUGGAGAACGUAUUUUCAGAAGGAUAUUGAUACUUUAGAGAGAGUUCAGAGAAGGGCUACUAAACUGGUUCAUAGAUUGCAGGAUAAAACUUGCCAGCAAAGGUUAAAGGAUCUUAACAUGUAUAACUUGGAGGAAAGACGAGACAGGGGGGAUAUGAUAGAAACAUUUAAAUACAUAAAGGGAAUCAACACAGUAAAGGAGGAGACCAUAUUUAAAAGAAAAAAAACUACCACAACAAGAGGACAUAGUCUUAAAUUAGAGGGGCAAAGGUUUAAAAAUAAUAUCAGGAAGUAUUACUUUACUGAGAGGGUAGUGAAUGCAUGGAACAGCCUUCCAGCUGAAGUGGUAGAGGUUAAUACAGUGAAGGAGUAUAAGCAUGCGUGGGAAAGACAUAAGGCUAUCUUAGAUAUAAGAGACUAAUGAAAGUAUUUUAGAAAAUUGGGCAGACUAGAUGGGCCGAAUAGUUCUUUUUUGCCGUCACAUUCUAUGUAUCUAAGACCAGGUAUUGCUACAUCUCUUCCUUCCCCGACCACAGUACCACAACGCUCCCCUUCAAUAUAGGACCAAAAGAUGUCCAGUCAGAUGAUUGUCGGGGAAAAUAUGUACCCUCAUCUGUACCCAUCCUGCAGUGAGUUUCAAAGCCCCUGGACAUCGGGUGUAUUAAUAAUCUCAUCCACCAGCCUCAAACUAACAAUAUAAACUUUUCCUUAUCAGUAAUUAAUCAUAUAUUUUACUUCUGACCACAUGGGAGCUCGUAGUUCUGGAUUUUCAAGCCAUCAUGUUGGACUGUCAGGUUUAUCAUUAUUUGUUUAUCUUCUUUUUAUUUUUUUAAAUUCUUUAUUUUAUUUUUGUACAUGAUAGGAUACAAUACAGCCCCUGUGGCCACAACAGCCUUCCGGGUUCGAGUUUAACUUGCGACAACAUCUUCUUUUUAUUUUAAUGGCUGCUUUUUUGAUUUUCUUUGGAGGGUUUUAGUAAGUUGAUUUCCAUGGUGAACCCUCACCAAUAAAACUUACAUGAACUUUAUUAGUUAAUUGAUUAAAAUUUCAUGAUAGUCGAAUAUCACUUGAAAUUAGGAGCUGUCUCAUAGAUCAACAGAACAAUUUCAAUCUAUGAGACAGCUAAUAAUUUCAAGUGGUAUUCGACUAUCAUGAAAUUUUAUCAUGAUACAUUUCCUUUGUAUUUAAAUCUAUUGAUAGAAAGGUGAACUAUAAGACUCCGUUUGCAUGUGUUUACCCUUCACAAACCUUUAUUUAAGGGAAUACACCUAAUGACCAAGUAAUAGAGGUUAGUAUCAGUAAAAUCCUAGCCCACUAAACAAGAUUGCCUCAUAACACAUAAUCUUUCUGCCCUGAUACAUAAUAUGAAAAAAGUGACGUCCAGUUUCAGAUAACGGACCAAAGAUCCGUUUCGAUUCCGGAAGCGCCCCUAGUGGCUGUCUGGUAGACAGCCACUGAGGUCAGGCUUAGAGCUCCAAUGUAAACAUUGCAGUUCUCUGGAACUGCAAUGCUUAACAUUGCAGCACUAAGUGCAAUAGGGACACAGCACCCAGACCACUUCAAUUAUCUGAAGUGGUCUGGGUGCCUUUAAGCAUAUACAAUCCAAGAAAUAAAAAACAUAAAUAAUGGUGUAUGAAAAUUGUAUAAAGUAUACGUGUACUUUGUAAGGUGCUUUUUAUUAUAUUUUCUCCUAAAAAUAUACUUCCACUUACCCUGCCACACUCCCUCAUCAAACCAUAUCAUACUCCCUCUUCCUCAUUCUCUCUCACAAUCCCCCCACCCUGUCCCAUUUACCCCUUUGCUCGGUCACGCUCUCCCUGCUAUUGGUACCCCUAUACUCACCUUGUCACAGUCACCAGCUGAAGACAUUCAUCAUGCACACACAGUCAGGAAACAUAGCUUUUCCAUAAACACAAUGCACAAAGGCCACAGGCAGACCCCCACACACACAACACACUUCAAGCAGCUACCUUAUACACAUACGGUCCCAGACAAAAACGCGAACAUGCUCACAGAGACAUACAUUCACACAAGGAUACUCUCUGUCAGACCCACACUCUCAGGCACAUACACGGGUAGAUAGUGCUUUAAUGUAUAUAUGUGUGCAUGUAUUUAAACUCUAUGUUUAUCUUUGGCGUUAGUGGGGCCUCAUGUUUGAGUUUCGCCUAAGGCCUCAUAAAGUCUAGAGUCACCUCUGCCUACAUGUGCACACAAUUCUAGUUUGCAUUUAAUAAAUAUACAGACGUGGAAUAGACCUUGAAUAAAAAAAAUCCUAGUACAAUAGCACAGUCUGUAGUCUGUUUUAUGUGUUUCUGUUGAGUGUGGGUUCAAGUAAACGAGAUUUCAAUAAUUAAUAACCAAAAUUAGGUGAUACAUUUAAACAUCACAUGUUCUUUCAUAUGUUUACACAAGGGUUGACUGAUCGAUUGAAAUAAAUGUGGGCAUUUCUAAUAUCUUCUAUUUAAACACACAUUCAAAUGCAUAUUUUAUAUGUAAAUGUCCAGCUGUAUAAAUGCAACGAUACAGAUUGCAGAGUCUGUCAAUAAAGGCAUUUUAUUAUACGAUAAUGCCCACAUGAAAUAAAAUUACACAUAUAUAGGAAUGCAUUGCUCAUUUUCAAAAUCAACAAUUCUCACCUUGCCCAGACCAAUUCUACCUGGGACAAGGUCUACUUAGUUAGCAGUUCAGUUAAUGAUGGGAGAUGUUCAUCCAGUACACACGAUCCAGCUGGCAAACAAAGUCUUUCCAUCCGGACGAUAUUCUAGGUCAUUUGAAAAUGUAUUUUGCAGCUUUUUAGUUAUAUCAUGUCAUCGUCAUCCUCCUCCUGACUAAAGAAAAAGAAAGAAAAUAGUUAGUGGCAAACACUAAUCUUCUUCCUAGAUUGAAACUUAGAUCCUAAUAUAUGUCUUUUGCAUUACAAUAUGGACCACGGUAAAAGUCACAACCUCAGAUAAAAAGGAACUUUGUUCAUUUCUGUGUUUAAUUUCAUUUGUCAGGCAAAGCACAGACAAGCACAAAUUUGUUAAAUAUAGGAAAUUAGUAAACAUAAUAGUAAAACACCUGGGAGGUAACGGUUCCACUUUAAACGCUCAGGUCAGGGUCAGCACUAGUUGAGAUCUCUCUGUCUCUGGGUAACUGAGCGCUGGAAAUGCUACUGCUAGAGCCUUACCUGGCUUUGCUGGUAAAGAUGCCCCACGCACAUUCGAUAGAGGCACAGCUUCUGCACUAUGAAGCUCCAGAAGAACCUUUUCUAGAUCUUCUUGUUCCAAUCCUUCCAAUCAGCUCAUCCUAAGGUCAUAAAUAAAAAAUUAUAAACCUAUGCGUCAUAAAAUAAAUUUUACAAACAAGAUGACAAGAUGCUAUGUAUCCAUGUAGAAUUCUGCAUAUUUAAUAUGAAAUAAAAAUAUAUCCGAUUAACUUUCACAAUAGCUGUAUGUCUAACAGAACCGUCUAACAGAUAUUAUUAAUUUGUCUUAAUUUAUACUUUUGGUUUAUCUUACAAAUAACUCUAGUUAGACAUAUUGUAAUAUUGUACCUGUUUGUAAGUAUGUGUCCGCAAUGUAGUAAAACACAGUAAGCAGGUCAGCACUUUCCUUGUGCUCCUUGAAGGGAAACAAGAAAGGCAUUAGUGUAGGAUAAAAAAUAAAACAAAAAAGACAACACAACACGAGAAAACACGAAAAUAAAAAGAUAAAUUAAUGCAUUAAGGAUGGAGUCAAUUGUAUACAUUCUAAUCAAAACAAAACCUGGAAUUUGCGCUAAAGGUCUGUUCAACCAUAAUACACCUCUUCCAUAAUAAGUACAUCUACACUUAUUAUAUAUAAUUGUGUUCAGGAGAAAGAGGGCUUUCAGGUCACAUGAAAUAUUCAUAUAUAAUUAUGAAUAAAAUCUAAAAAAAAUUGGGAAAUUAAGAAAUGUUAUUUUUUUAAGUUCUGCAAGACAUUUUAACUGUGAAUGUCAAAAUACUGUUAGCUUUUACUGCAAUACAAUACACAUAUUUGUAUUUAGCAACAUCACAUGAGUACAACAGUACCUCCCGUGUACAAGUUUUAUGAGGUUUUGAAAAGUUACAGGGUUAAAUAUAGGGCUUUCCCCAUUUACAGUUUUUACACAUUAACAUUUCUCAGAUUGAAUUGCUGGGCCUAUGUUGCCUCUGAGACAGUAUGGUAGCCUAGGAAUGAAAUUAACCCCCAUCAUGAUAUACCUUUUGAAAAAGUAGACAACUCGGGGUAUUCAAAAUGGGGUAUAUCCAGUUUUUUUAGUAGCCACUGUGACACAAACGCAGGCGAAAGUUAGGGUUCAUUUUAGUUUUUUUUUUUUUUUUUCAUUUUUCACAAAUAAACUGCCCUUUCACAGAUGAUUAUAUGUUUUAUUGCUCUAAAACAAUCAAAUUUGACUCACGAGCACAACAACCCAUGUCCAGGUUUUAUAGUGUUUUGGAAAAUUACAGGGUCAAAUAUAAGACUUGCUCAUUUCCAUUUUUGCAAUUGGAAAUUUGAAAGAUUAAUUAUGGUGGCCCACAGUGGCGUAGCUAGAGCUUUUGCCGCCUGGGGCUGCCCCUGAGUUGGCCGCCCUUAUCUCAACCCACGUCAUGUUCGAUGCAGUCGCGGACAUUCGUGACAGCAAAUUCAAUAAACAGAACAGAUUCCUUCAUUGUCCCAUCCUAUCUAAGAGUCAGACUAUGUAGCUUUACUUAGUAUUUUGGGCAAACAGUCUUAUAUCGAAUAUAGCAAAUCAAAUCUUAAUUAGGGUACCCAACCAAGGUUGCCAUCUUUUUUUUAUACCAUUCGUUCUUUCAUAAUAUAAUCCUUUCUCAAUUGUGUAUGGAUAUUUGAGUUGAUUUAAAAUAUAAGGCCAGGAAGGGAUCUCUUGUUUUUGCCAAAAUCUAGAGAUAGCAACUUUGGCAGCCAUUGUCAAAUGAAUUAAUAGAUAUAUUUUUUGAGUCGAGAGAUUAAAAUAAAACAUAAUAACCUGAAAAUCGUUCCCCAGUUUGUGACCCACUAGUUUAACUAAUUCAUUUAUUAUCCUUUUCCAUAUCAUAGUCAACAAAUAGCAAUCCCACCAAAUAUGCUUUGAACUGCCCAUACAACACUUAAACCUACAACAAAGAGGGGAGACUGUUAAUUUUUUUAAGUUUAAAUCUAGUAUGUUACCUUGUAUAGUAGUAUUAGGGCUACCUUUAGCAAUUUUAUCCAAUAUCCUAUUCUUCCUUCUAUAUUUAAACCAAUCAAAAUAUAAUUCCCUUAAAAAUUACAUUUAAUUGAGAACAUAAACUUAGUACUUGCUCCCUUAUUAAGACCAAAUCAGGGCAGAGGUCCCUAACUUUCAAUAGGAACGACUCUAUCUUACACCAUGACUUGUUAACUGCCUUUGAGGUCUGCCACCUCCUUAAAUGAAAACUCCUGCUUGCUACAUAAUAUCUAAUAAUAUUUGGGAUUGCUAAGCCCCCUUUAUUGGUUUUCUUCAUUAAAUGUGAAGCUGAGAUUCUAGGUUUCUUAAAACCACAUAUAUAAUUCAUGAAGAGAUUAUGGACUUUUACUAAAGACGUAUGACAAUUUAGGAAGAAUAUAUGAUUUGAUAACAUUCACUCUUCCCAAGAGAUACCCAUGUUUUUCCAUUCGUUCAAUCAUUUUACACUAGUAUCUUUAAAAAGGAUUUCAACAUUUUUCAAACAUAUUUUUGCUAGAUUCUGAGAAAAAUGAAUCCCUAAGUACAUAAGGCCAUCUGUGGUUUAUUCAAGAGGAUACUCCAAUCUUAGGGUCUCCCCUGCAAUAGAACUAAGAUUUACAGACAUUAGAGAUUUUGCCAUAUUGACUUUAUAAUUAGAAACUUCACUGUACCUCCCGACUUCUGAAACCAAGGCAGCCAAAGAGACUUCUGGGUCUGUCAGGGUAAGAAUGAUAUUGUCUGCGUAUAAGCACAACUUAUGGUCAGUGUCAUCUAACAUAACACCCCUAAUUUGAGAAUCAGCUCUAAUAUAAGCUGUCAAUGGUUCCAGAAUCAGAAUGUACAGCAAAGGGGCUAGUGUACAGCCCUGUCUGGUGCUGUUUUGAACUCUAAACCAUUUGGCUGAAAUACCUGGGCCUACUGUUUGAGCCGUCGGUUCAUCAUAUAGGGCCAUUAUUGCAGACCUUAUUAGACCAUUAAAUCCGAAUUUCUCUAGAGUCUUAGACAUAAAUCCCCAGCUGACCUUGUCGAAUGCCAUUUUGGCAUCAAGAGACAGGGUUAGCAUGGGGACACCGGUCCUAUUCGAAUAGUCAAUCAGACCCAAUAAUCUUCGAGUAUUGUUAUUUAAAGCACGGCCUUGUACAACACCCAUUAGAUCUUGGUGUAAUAGACGUGGAAUUAAAGGUUUUAAUCUAUUAGCUAUUACUGAAGAAUAGAUUUUAAUAUCAGAAUUAAUCAAUGAUAUUGGCCUAUAAUUUGCGGUGGAGGUGGGGUCCUUUCCUACUUUUAAGAUUGGAGAGAUAUAAGCCUGCAGCAUCUCUUUUGGUAUUAUUCCCUUCAUUCUAAUCUCGUUAAAGGUGUUAACUAGAUGUGGGACUAAAUAAUUUUUACAUUUUUUAUAAAAAAGAUUAGUGAACCCAUCAGGUCCUAGUGCUUUCAUUUUAAAAUUGUUAAUUACAUCCACUAUUUCUUUUUCAGAAAAAGGUAGAUUUAAGUCCGAUAGUAGUUCAUCUGAUAAUCUAGGAAGAGCUGUUCUUGCUAAAUAAUUAUUAAUAUCUUCUUCUAAUGGUCAUGACGAAAGAUUGUAUAACCUUGCAUAAUAAUUGUUAAAGGCCUCACUAAUGGCUUUAGGAUCAAUAAAACUACUUCCAUUGACUUCUAUUUUUUCAAUUCUUGUCCUAGCCUUACGAUUUUUCAGUCUAUUUGACAACAUUUUAUCCGCCCUAUUAUCCUUAUAAUACCACUUCUGGUUUAAUUUUUGUAGAGUAUAAAUCGCUUUAGACCAAAGAGUAGUAUUAAUCUUUUCUUCUAAAGUAUUUCUUUUUGCGAUCAAAUCUUUUGUAGGGGAGGAUUUAUUUAGAUUAUAUAAUUCAAGAUAUAUCAAGUUAGGAGGGCGCUCAUAUUUUUUCCUCAAUCUCUGCACCUAUCUUUAUAAUAUAUCAUCAAACAACACUUUUGAAAGCACACCAAACUGUUGUGAGAAGAAUUUUUCUAUCUAGAUUUUCUUUAAAAAAGAACUUCAUCAUAGUUGUUAAAUAUUCACAACUAGAUUCGUUACUCAAUAAUUUCUCAUUUAACCUCCAAGACAAAUGAGAUCCCCCAUCCAAACCUGUCUCAAUGUCUAUAUAAAUAGCUGAAUGAUCUGACCAUGUCAUUUCUUUAGCUAAACUGUCUUAUUUAAUUAAAUAUGGUUUUCUGAAAAAAUUAUCCAAAACGAGAAUAUGACACGUGGUUUAGAAAAAAAGGUGAAAUCUAAUACAUCUGGAUGCAUUACUCUUCAGAUAUCGAAUAAUUCAAAUGUAUUUAUUAUAUUCCAAAAUUGAUAAUCAGAUCUUCUCUGAGGGUUGUUUUUUUGCCCGAGAUAUUUUAAACAAUGCUGGAUCAAUAAUAGUUAUUAAUAAUAGUUAAAGUCGCCUCCUACGAGUAGUUCCCUGCACCAGUUUCUCCACCUUCGUUAGAUUAUUUAAAAAUUUCAACGAAUGCCUGUUAGGGGCAUAUAUAUUGAGCAACGAAUUUGCCAUGAAUUUCAAGUACUCAACGCCUCUAGCUCAACAAAGUUUACAACCUUUUCAAGCUUUAAGAUAUACACCCAAUGGAUACAUGUCUGAAAAAUUCACGCAUGUAAUUCAUUGGGGGCAUAUGUACUAAACAGUGAUUUUAGGAGGGGUGGCUGCCCAUUUAGGCAGAACAUUACUUAAAAAGUUAUUGUUACUGUAGAGCUACAGUAUAUUUAACGUUUUAUUAGUUAAUGAUUAAUUAUUAAAUAUUAAUUAUUUAUUAACUUUUUAUUAGUGUGAAAGGAAAUACUUAGGAGUGAAAAGCAGCUUAAAGAAUUUAUUAUACACUUGAACAAAAAAACAAUUGAAGCACCUUAAUAUACUUUUUUUUACAGGGAGGGAUGGGUGUGUGGAGGGGGGCUGUGGAGGGUGCAGGGAGGGAUGAGGAGGGGGGCAGUGAAGGGUGCAGAGAGAGAGGGGGGUCUGUGCAUGGGGGCUGUGAGGGUGCAGGGAGGAAGGGGGUCUGUUGGUAGUGCAGGGAGGGGACAGUGCAGGGGAUGGAUGGGGUCUGUGCGGGGGGGGAGUACAGGGGAGGGAGAGGAUCUGUGCAGGGGGAGUGAUGGACUGCCAAAGUGCAGAGAGGGGUGGCUGUGCAGUGACAGAGGGGAUAUGGGCAUGGGAGGGAGGGGGACUAUCAGGGUGCAGGGGAGGUAGGAAGAGAGGGGAUCUGUGCAGGCAGAGAGGGGAUCUGUCAGGGUGCGGGGGGAGCAGGGGGAGAGAUGGGAUCUGGGCAGGGGAGGGAGAGGGAUGAUCAGGGUGUAGGGUAGUGAGUGGAUCUGUGCAGGGAAGGGAGGGGGACUGUCAGGGUGCAUAGGAGGCAGGUGAUAGGGGAUUUGUAACGGGAGGGAGGAAAACUGUCAGGGGAAGGGGGACGCAGGGGAAAGGGUAUCUGUACAGAGGACGUAAGGGGACUACCGGGGGAAAGGGGGAGAGGGGAUCUGUGCAGCGAGGGGGGCUGUGCAGAGAGAGGGACUGUCAGAGUAUAGGGAGAGAGGUGGACUGUGAGGGUGCAGGGAGGGGGCUGUGCAGAGAGGAGCAUACCUGGUGUCUCUGCCAGGCUGCAGAAAAGCCAUUGGUAGCCCAUAAAUGAGAAUUACCCCCAUCAUGGCAAAUAGGGUAUGUCCAGUCUUUUUUAGUAACCACUUAGUAACAAACGCUGGCCAAAGUUAGCGUUCAUAUUUGUUAUUUGCAUUUUUAAAUUAAAAACUGCACUUUUGCUGAUUAUAUCAUUGUUGUGGUCCAUUUUUCCAGUUUUGAAACACUAAUAUUUGUGUUCAGGGAAGUCUCCCGUACAUGUACAGGUUCUAUGGGAUUUUGGAAAGUUACAUGGUUAAAUAUAGGGCUUGCAAAUUAAAUUCUCUGGACUUUCUGCCUGGGUUGUCAGGCAGGUCUUUCAAAUUGUAAUUAAUAAACUCACAUAAUUACAUCAAAAGAUUACAUAAAUAUAUACAUAGAAUUUAAAUAUAUGUCCUGAUGAAAGCUCCCUAGUGGAGCUGAAACGUUGAUUUAUCUUUACACAGUAAAAGCUGUUAAAACUCCUUGAGUGCCGGUCUUUCCACUUUCUACAAUUGAGCUACCAGAGCACCAGGUAAAAUAUAUCUUUUUAUUGGAGUGCAGGGGUUUGACAUAUUUUAUAUAUAUAUAUAUAUAUAUAUAUAUACAUAUACACACACACAUAUGUAUCUAUUUUAUUUCUUUGUGUAUAUUUAUGUAAUUAUAUGUAUAUAUAUAUAUAUAUAUAUAUAUUUUAAAAUUAUUUUUAUGUGUGUAUAUAUAUAUAUUAUAAUCUAUAUUGUUUUGCUUUUGCAGCGCUAGGGGGACUGCCUGACAGCCCCAUAGACGCCUAUUGAAGCCAAGUGAUUGCAUUGUUAGAGUGAUCACUUGGCCCGCAGGGACCUGAUUAAGGCUGUCAGGCAGUCCUUCCAAAGCGGAUCGCGUCAGAGUUAGGUCCAAGGGCAUAAAGCAGUUACGGCGUUCCUUGCCGCCGCAAAGGCUUUAAAGCCCUGUAUGAUGCAGACGGUAUGGAAUACCCUAAAGACGUAAUGUACUACUCUUGGAAAGACUUGUCAAACCAGAGGUUAAGCAAUUUUCAUGUGAAGAGCAACAGUUUGUAAAUGCUUUAUUAAAAAUAGGAAAUAAGUAAACAUAAUGGUAAAAUCACAGGGAGAUGACGGCUCCACUUUAAACGCUCAGGUCAGGGUCAGUACAAGUUGAGGUCUGUCUAUAUCUGGGUAACUGAAUGGUAGAAAUGCUAUUACUGGAGCCUUACCUGGCUUUGCUGGUAAAGAUGCCCACAGCACAUUCAAUAGAGGCACAGUUUCUGAACCACAAAGCUCUAAAAGAUUAUUUUCUAGAUCCUGUUGUCUCAGUCCCUCCAAUUAGCCAAUCCUAAGGUUAUAAAAAAAACACAUAACAAAGAAAUGGGAAACCCAUGCUUCAUAAAAUACAUUUUACAAACACAAUGCUAGCUGUCACUGGAGAAUUCUGCAUACUCAAUAUGAAAUAGAAAUAUAUUGUGAAUAAGAUUAGCUUUCACAAUAGCAUAUAUUCAGCAGAAAUGUCUAACGCAUAUUAAUAUUCUAUCUUAAAGUAAACAGAGUACAGGUCAGAAGUCCGGAUACAAGUCAAGGGCUAGUGAGCUACGCCACUGUAACCACCUAAUAGGGAGCUCCAAUAAGAGGGUAACCAUCUAAAAUAUGCAGGAAAUAGGAGAAAGUGAUGUAUAGUAUCCCACAAGGGGAAACUAACAUCAGGAGAGCUCCUCUGCCAUAAGAAAUGAGGAAGGGGUGCCGUACCUUUAAUCAGUAUAAGGAUAAAAAGGGAUAUGCCUCUUUGAGGCUUUUCAUCUGCGUUUAGAGCAGAUUACCUGGUCCCUUGUUCUCUGUGGACCCUGUGCCUUUUCUCUCUCCCUAACCUCGUUUACACUACCUUCCCGUCAGUCGGACACUAGGGGAACUGGAACUUAGAGUAUUUAUUACUCCAGAUAAUAGACCCCCUUGGCACCGUUUAGUAGCUCUCCCCUUUUUCAAGUUAUACUUUUUGUUUGCAUAUCCCUUUUUAUCCUUGGAUCAGGGGUGCCCAACAGGUAGAUCCCCAGAUGCUGUAGAACUACAACUCUCAUGAUGCUUUGUCAUUCUCAGUUUAUUCUAAAUUCAUGCAAAGCAUCAUGGGAGUUGUAGUUCUACAACCUUGGGGGAUUUACCUGUUGGGCAGCCCUGCCUUAGACUGAUUAAAGGUAGGGCCCCCCUUCCUCAUUUCUUAUACUAGUGGAGCUCUCCUGAUGUUAGUUUCCCCUCGUGGGAUUCUAUAUAUCACUUUCUCCUAUUUCCUGAAUAUUUUGUCUUAAUUUAUGUUUUUGGUUUUGUUGCUUUUUGUCUUAAAAAUAACUCUUGUCAGACUUAUUGUAAUAUUGUACCUGUUUGUAAGUAUGUGCCCGCAAUGUGGUGAAACACAGUAAGCAGGUUAGCACUUUCCUUGUGCUCCUUGAAGGGAAACAAGAAAGGCAUUAGUGCAAAGUAAAAAAUAAAACAAAAACGACAACACAACAAGAGAACACAUGAAAAUAAAAGAGAAAGUAAAGGAACUAUCAGGGUGCAGGGGAGGCAGGAAGAGAGGGGAUCUGUGCAGGCAGAGAGGGGAUCUGUCAGGGUGCUGGGGAAGCAGGGGGAGAGAUGGGAUCUGUGCAGGAGAGGGAUGAUCAGGGUGCAGGGUAGGGAGGGGAUCUCUGCAGGGAAGGGAGGUGAACUGUCAGGGUGCAGGGGAGGCAGGUGAGAGGGGAUUUGUACCGUGAAGGCAGGAGAACUGACAGGGUGCAGGGGACGCAGGGGAAAGGGGAUCUGUACAGGGGAUGUAGGGGGCUGCCAGGGUGCAGGGGGAGAGGCGUCUGUGCAGGGAGGGGGGGCUGUGCAAAGAGACGGACUGUCAGAGUAUAGAGGGAGAGGUGGACUGUGAGGGAGCAGGGAGGGGGCUGUGCAGAGAGGAGCAUACAUAGUGUCUUUGCCAGGCUGCUCUUCCUCUUCACUCCGCAGGACAGGAGAGCACAGUAAGUGAUAUGACUUCCCAUCCUCCUGCCCCGCCUCUUCCUCACUCACUGCACCUAUCAGAGCAGGAUAAGCCACUGGUUGCCCAUAAAUGAGAAUUACCCCCAUCAUGGCAAAUGGGGUAUGUCGAGUCUUUUUUAAUAACCACUUUAGGAAAUAAAUAAACAUAAUAGUAAAAUGCCAUGGAGGUGAGGGUUCCACUUUAAAGGUGCACUAUAGGCACCCAGAACAUUUCAGCUCAUUAAAGUGGUCUGGGUGCAAUGUCCAUCGGUUUAAUAAUUGCAAUUAUUGCAGUCAUUGAUAAACAGCAAUAAUUACAUUGCAGGGAUAAACUCCAUCUCUAGUUGCUAUCUACCAGACCGCCACCAGAGACGAUUCUGGGUCGUUAGACGACUUUUAGUCACCUAAGUAACUAACGCUGGAUGUCCUCACACUGUGCAUGAGGACCUCCAGGGUCUGCUAAAAUCCCAGAUCAAAGCAUUGAUAGCUAUAGUGAUCGCCGCCAGUGAACUUUAGGUACCCAACGUCGGGGGAGGAGGAGGAAUGGAGGCGGAACCUGACGCAGCACUGAGGGACAUCGGCGCUGGAGUCAGUUAAGUGACAAAAGUGUUUUAACCCUUUCUGCGCUGCUGAGGGACAGCAUGUGGGAUAGGGGCACUAGAAGGUACUAUAGUGCUAGGAAUACAACUUUGUAUUCCUAGAACUAUAGUUUCCCUGUAAGCGCUCGGUCAGGGUCAGCACAGGUUGAGGUCUGUCUGUCUCUGGCUAACUGAGCAGUAGAAAUGCUACUACCAGUCUUACCUGGCUUUGAUAGUAAAGAUGCAUCAGGAACAAUUAAACCACAAAGCUCCAGAACAUUAUUUUCUAGAUCCUCUUGUUCUAGUCCCUCCAAUCAGCUCAUCCUAAGGUUAGUAAAAAAAAAAACAAAGACAAGAAAAAAUGGUCACAUAUGGCCACAUAAAAUACAUUUUACAAUGAAGAUGCUAGCUAUCCAUGGAGAAUUCUAGAUAUGCAAUAUGGAAUAGGAAUGUAUUAUGGAUAAGCAUAAGAUUAGCUUUUACAAUAGCUGUAAGAAAAGUCUUACAGACAUUAACAUUUGUCUUAAUUCACAUUUUUGAGGUUGUCUGUAAGACAGAAAGCAGACAUAUCAUUGUAAUAUUAUACCUGUUUUUGGUUUUGUGUCAGAUUCGGGUGCAUCCUGGUGCCACUAUAGCCGAUCGAGUUCUGCGCAAAGUUGGUGGUAGGUGGACGAGAAGCCAGUGAUGAUGUUUAAUAGAUCACUGGAACCGUACAAAAGAGUAGGCUGUGGAUCAACUAGUCUCAUGCUUCCAGAGUCUGUGCUAGAGUCCCUGAUGCCACAUAGUUCCUGUCUCCUGAUGUCCUUGGGAACUCUUUUGCUGCUCUGAUGAAAUAUUUUAGAUGGACUUACUGACCUAUACCCAGAUUUUUGUGUGAAGUCUUUUUUACUAUUAAAUUGAGUAACUGGUUUGAGUGUCAUCACAUGAUCCAUGGGCCUGCUGGUCUGCAAUGGCGGCAGCUUUCGCUGAUACAGCACUGAGGGUUCACUACUGCUGGAUUUUUGAUCUGACAGCUUUGUUGCUAAAAAAUGGGGAGGCCGAAUGCUAUCCAAGUGUUUGCAGUUCACUAAAUUGGACACUCUCUGUCUCUCCACCUCCUUGGAAGCUCUUUCAUUGCUUAUGUGAGAAGAUCUUGAUGGACUGAGUGACUUCUUUGUCUGCAGUAAUGGCUGCUUUUGGCCACGCAGAACAACACUGCUGGCGUUUGGAUCUGACAUCUUUGCUGCAUGGAGAUGGCGAGGUUGAAUAUUCUUAAGGGGUUUGCAUGUCACUAAAGAUGUAACUCCCUGUCUCCUCACAUCCUUGGGAGUUGUUCUACUAUGAAAUGGACUGCCUUGCUUGAGUGCCAUCUCAUGGUUGUUUGUCUGCAAUAACGGCAGCUUUCGCUCAUACAGCGCAGAGUGUUGCCCAAGUCCACUACUGCUGGUUCCCGGCUCUGAUGACUUCUUUGUAAAAAGAUGACAAGCCAGCAUGUUAUUAAAGGACUUGUAUGUCAAGAAAUUGCUAUAUUUCUUCCACGUGUCCUUGUGGGGGAAGAUUCGAAUAAAACCGCCUCUCCUCUCUUCCUCUUCCUUGACCUCAUGAAUGAUCUUCAACCUCUCUUGGAAGAGGGAGGUUUCGGUCUGUCCAGCAGCUGUCUUUUGAUGUCCUGCUUUUACUUUUGUGGCUAUUGUGGUCCCUUUGUCCAUAUUCUGCUGGGUAUUUUGACACUGCACACCAAUUAAUGUCAGAGUGUCUGCAAGCAGAUUUGCCUUGAUUUUUAACUCAAGGGGUCCAUCAGAAACCAGAGAUGGCAUCAGAUUAACUUCCAACAGCCAGGGCUUUAAGGUUUCAUCAACUAGGACAUCAAAGCCGUACAAUUCAAAACACUUUCUUCUGUCAGCGAGAGUUCCUUGAAACACUGAGGCAAUAGAGCCUUCUGCCGAUAUUAUGGUCUUAAUAACAAGCUCUUCUAUUUUAGACAUGAGCGUGGCUGUGUCUUUUCCUAUUCCCUUUAGGUGACGCAGCAAAGCACCCAUGCUCCAUAAACUGCCGUGAUUUUCCACUUCCGGAUUUGUGGAUCUCACAUAGUUUGCAUUUGCUUUGUUUAUGCUGGUGUUAGUCAAAUGCAUAUAUAUGUUUUUCAUGUUCUCCUCCGUUGGUUUGUAUUUAUUGGUGGCAAACCUUGUCAGACCCUCUUCAUACAAGUAAAUAAUUAGUGGAUCAUAUGACGUGACCAGUACAAAGAGGCGUAGGUCAAAUUUAAAACCGUCAACAAUAAGUGGAUUUUUUAUGUAACGAGAGACUAGGAGUUUUUCCUUUCUGUUUACUUGAGAGAUGGAAUUGAUAAUCUGAAUUCCGCGGCCUUGACAGGCAGAGACAGGCUUUGAGAUCCAGGGGCCUUGAUCCUUGGAAAUAACUUUGCGGAAUUCCUGGUUAUCAUUGGGUAGUACAUAACUCUGGGGUAGGAAGUUGUAUGUCUGGGCCCCAUGUUUCUUCUGCAGGGUUUGAAUGUUUUUGCAGAGUAGAUCCUUGCGUCCCAACUCCAUAGAAUUGGGGAAGUGGUUGAUUUUCUGAUAUUUGGAAAGAUUUGCCAAGACAGAAGCAUUAAUGUAUGGUCCUGUCCACAUCAAAUUGAAAUUGCUGCUGCUGUCUUCCACUUUCUGAAACCCAUGAGCAGAUAGCAUUGUGCUGACCGGGCUAUUCCCGAUACGAGCCAUCUUGUAUGCCAGGUGGUAGCGUUCUCCCACCUCACGCAGGCAUACAUUUCCAGUUGCGCCUUCUGCUUGAAAUUUCACCACUGGCGUUUUUUCUGAACCCCCAGUCCAUAUUAUACAGGGGUGGUCGCCUUGGUGUUCUUUCUCCUGGCGCUCAGAGGGUUCACCCUUCUUAGGCUGUUGUCCAGCCAUGAUUAUAUAUUUAGCUGGUAUCAAUAGCUGUGUAAUACCAAAUAAUGAAUUUGCUACUGCUCUCUUAGCCUCCUGUUCAGUUGGCUGCUAUGCAGUGCAAUGACUAAAUGAAGCAGCUGCAGCACUGUCAGCUAAGAGGAGCAUAGUGAUGUCAGAGCAGCACUGUGAGGUCAGAGGAGCACUGGGAGGCCAAGCAAACAGAUUUACAGAGUUUUCUCAAAAAGUUUUUGUUUUUUGAGGAGAUAGUGCUUAAUUAAACUACAGAGAGGUACUGAAAUAUCUUGCACCCUAGCGACAGACUCUUGAUGCACCCUUGCCCACAGCAUUAAUGAACCAAGAUAUUACUGUAUAACUCAAUCUGAUUUACUAUCAGUCACCAAUCUGUCUCAGUUUCCGAGUCACCAAUCUGCCUACUUUCACCGCUAUUAUUUAAUGGAACACUAUAGUGUUAAGAAUACAAACAUGUAUUCCUAACACUAUAGUGCUAGAAUAGCAGUUUAGGUGACUCCCCUCAAUAUGAAGUAAAAAUGUAUACAAACAUAGUCUUGAUGAUCUUAGCCAUGGCCCCUCAAACUCUGGCCCUCCAGAUGUUGCUACAACUCCCAUGAUUCUCUGGCUAUCUAUGUAAUUCAAAGAAUCAUGGGAGUUGUAGUACAGCAACAUCUGGGGGGCCGGAGUUUGAGGACCCAUGAUCUUAGCCAAUCCAAUGCUUAAAUCAAUGCGUAGGGAGCACCUCCAGUGUCAGUCUGAGCGACUGCACCUAGUAAUGUUACUAGGCAGCAGUGUAAACACUACCUUUUCUUUGAAAAGGCAAUGGACACAUUGAAAAGGCUACAGGACAUGAUAUAGACACCAGAACCACUACAUUAAGCUGUAGUGGUUCUGGUGGCCAUAGUGUCCCUUUAAUAUUGUGCUAGAUCCCUUGCUGGGAUAUAAAAACAACAUUCCUGUUAUCAUCAUGGGGAAUAACACAGAACCACCACAUUGCAGAUUAUAUUUUUCUCUGUGUGUCAGACCUCUGAAUUCCUAAUUAUCAUUGUGCACUUUACUGCAAGCAAAUAAAAUUUUACUUGGAUAAAAUCAAUGAAAAAGUGUCCAAGAGUAUCCAAAUUUUAGUGCACAAAUGUCCAAACCAUAUUUGUGUUGGAAUAACAGUUCCAGUAUAAUUACCAAUCCUCCUGUUUGGAAAAAGAUCGUAGAGAGUAAGCGAGUCCAAUGCCAGAAAGACCCAUAAGGUAGAAGUUUAACUACCAACAGUCCUGAGAUAGCCCAGCAAUAGCCCCUUUGACAAUAACAAAAACACAUAAGAAAAUCCAAAAUACUCUGCUCAUUUACCUUUACAAAGUAAAAAUCACAUUUUGGUACCCCUGGCAACGUCAUCAAAAAAUAAGACCACUAGUGCUGGUUGUAUCAAGCUUACAAAUCCACUUAGUGUCAACGUUUAUAGCAGUUCUGUGAGUUAAAUACUAACAUUGACUGUAUUGGAAUUUCACAGAAAUUCCCAAAUAUUAAAAACAUAUCAUAAGACAAAGUAGCAACUACUUUUUCCAAAUCACAUUAGAAGGUUUAUAAUACUUUGGAACAUGAUAAUUAUGGAUACUGCUUAGCCAGUUACCAAACGAAUGGUUAUUCACUAAAGUGAGAAUUCAAAGUGAAUAUCAAAUUUCAAGCCAAAAUAGCCAAUUUUGAGACUUUUUUCUAUUAAUGCUAUUUUGGCCUUAAUUUUAAAAUUCACUUUGAAUAUACUCCAAAUUCUCACUUUAGUGAAUUACAUUGUACGACUCAGCAAGUCCAUUCUCCAAUGUUCCAAAAUGCUUCCAUUGUGCUUUAUAGUGAAAAUCAACAGUACACAAGUGCCAUAUGCAAAUUUCUAAUCCAAAUAUUUAACUCCAGACACCAGGGAAAAUGUAAGAAAGUUUGGAAAUUAUUAGAUCAGUUUAUGAAAGUGUGAACAAGCUGAUUGUGUUUAUUGGUUUCUGGCUGAGUUUUUAUUGAAUAGACAUGGAUGAAAUUACAAGUUAAUAGAAGUCACUGGGUGGUUCCUUAUUUUAUAUACAAGUACUCACAGCUGCUGUACAAGCUCUGUUAUAGAAAUUUAUAAAAGAACUCUGCAAGUCUCCUAGGAAUUGUAUAGUGUACAAACCACAUAGUUCUUGUACAGUGAGGGUUCAGAGGACGAAAUACUAUAGGAUGUAUAUGCAGCUGAUUUGCAAUUCUAGCAGCACUAAUGAAUGGCAGGAACAGGGAGAGCCUGGCAUGAUAACAUAAUUUUACACCUCACUGGAGAUUUAGCAGUAAAUGUCAGUGGUGUACUCGGUAACUAAAAGGGACAAUAUAGUUACCAAAAAAUGUCAGCGUAAUAAAGUAGUUUUGGUGUAUAGAUCAUGCUCACUGCUCAAUUCUCUGCCAUUUAGGAGUUUAAACAGUCCAAGCCACACCUCACUGCAUGUAACCUGCACAGUAUUCCUAUACACCAGGCUUCCCCAAACUCCGGCCCUCCAGAUGUUGCUGAACUACAACUCCCAUGAUUCUCAGCCCAUCUAUUUCAUUCAUAGAAUCAUGGGAGUUGUAAUUAAGCAACAUCUGGACUGCCGGGGUUUGGAGAAGCCUGCUAUUCACUUUCUGUAAAGUAAGACUAAAAGUUUACAUUUCUUUUAUUGCAAAUUCUAUUUCAUUUAGAAUGUCUUAUUCCCUGCACUGUUAAUAGUUCGUUAGACCUUGCAGAAGCCUCCUGUAUGUGAUUAAACUUCAAUUUACAAAGCAGGAGAUACAUUUUAAAGCACUUUUUUCUUGCAGGCUGUGUGAUUCACAGCCAGCUGAGAUUUUGGUUAGGGCUGCAUGGACAGAAACAAAAGUGAGAAUUCGUAAUUAGCUUUGCCUUAGUGAAGGUAUAGUCCAUAUUUGAAUAUACAAGUGGCAGAUAUUUGCUUCACUUCCUUUAUUGGAACCUUUAGACAGGGAGUUAAGUUCAGAACAAAUGAUCAACCAAUCAAACAGAACAAUUAAUAAAACCCCAAUACACCCCUCCUACAUCCUCUUUCGUUGAUGAUGCAAUACAGGCAGGGGAUAGACAAAUGUAACGUGGGAGAACCGAAGAAACAAUGGAAGCAUGGUCUAUAAUCAAAAUGGGAAAGCUAGGAGCCUCAAACUAAAAGAAAACAGAAUAAAAGAUGUGAUAGUAUGGGAACAGCCAUUAUGGCAAAGCAUGCAAACAAUCAACCUUAGAGGCUACGUGAAAGUACAAGGGCAUGCAAUAAAGUCUAACAGUUAGCAAUUAUCAGAACGAUAUUUUAAACAAACAGAACAAAUCAGUAGCAGGCAAGACAAAAGUACAAAUACAAAACAAAGCAGAGCAUCAUGAAAGAGGCAGGAGUCAUGCAUCAAGUAGAUGGAACAAACCUCAGAGAGGCAUAAAGAAAAAAAAUAACAAACACAGAAACAAAAAGGGGGGGAGGAAACACAUACGGACGGGCCAGAUAGUCAUCCUCCUGUUUUUAUUAAUUAACAUUUAGACUAUAUGAUCUUCAAGGUUAGGCUAAUCUCCAAAUUUAACACAAGACAAGAGACUUCAUACUUGCUCUUCUAAUGCUGAGAAACCAGAGCAAAGACGCAUGAGGACGCAGACAAAAAUAAAAGUACAAAACAUGGACUCCCGCAACCAUAGCCAAAACACCUGCCAGAAAGCUGGCCAACGAAAAGGCAGUCAAUGCCGCCGCACCACAAAUUGAGUGGGCCCCAAAGGAACCAUCAACACUUGCUAAAACAAGAAGCCAUCAGAUCCAGCAAGCCACUGUAGGAGUCUUAGCAGGUUUGUAAGGGUGAGCAUAGGAGAUCAAGAAGGGACUCAAGUGGGAAGAAUGACGAAAGGACUUAGCCGUCAAAUAAACCCGAACACAGCGAGUCACGCACAACCUGGAGACAAAAGGUAAUUCUCAGGCCAGAUGGGUAAAAAAAUCCAACACCAAAGAGACAUCCCAGAAGGUGGAAUACUGCAAUGACGGAGGCUUAUGAGGCAGGCCGACAGACCGACGGUUCCAUUGCUUAGAGGGACACAGAGAAAGGAAUGUGGGCCACCAAAAUCGCCAAACGAAAGAGAUUGAUAGCUCAGUAUAACCUACCCUGAGCGUUAGGAGACAACAAAAAGUUAAGGACCUUUACUCCAAAAGCCAUAAAGGUAACCACAUGUUCAUCUAGGCACCAAUGUUGCCACACACGCCAUGCGGAAAGGUAGGAGUCCCACAAUGCAGAUAGUCCCAACAUAUCCCAGGAUCCCCGGAAAUCUACAAGGCCACAAGCAUCAAGCAUUCAUUGAUGGAGCAAUAGAUGAGAGUUCCUGGCAGGAUCAAGGAGAAGUGACAGAUGAUGGGGAAGCAGCAGGGAGUCCACUGCUGACUAUUCAAGCAGGCCGGGAAAAACUGGGUUGGAACCGCUACAGCAGAGUAAUGAAGACGAUUGACACCUUUUGUCUCUUCACAAGGUUAAAAAAAUCAAGCGAUCAUCGAGAAUGGUGGAAAAGCAUAUGAACUCAUCAUAGGCCACACUUGUAGAAAGGCAUCCACUGUUUGAUUUCAAAGCCAGAAUCCAACUGAAGUAAUCCGUCAUUUGAUGGCUCAGGAGGGAAGCAAAGAGAUCCAAGUCCAGAGGGCCCCGUAGCUGGUCCUGCCGUCUGAAUAUCUCCAGGUCCAGUCUCCAGUUGCUGAAGUUGCGGCAGUUUCGGGACAACCAAUCAGUCAGAAGGUUGUCCGAACUCAGCAAGUGCUCUGCCCAGAGGUUGAUUUCUUCCGAAAGCAAAAGUGGUAGAUUUCUUUGGUGAGAUCUGGCAGGAGCUUUUGUGAGAUCUGACAAGGUUCACCCAGAGUAGCUUAGAAUAUGGAGCAUCCCAUAAUAAAAGCCUAAAGACCUAUACAGUAGUGACUGAAAAACAUACAAUAGUCAAAUAAUGAAUAAUACACAGAAGAAAUGAGAACAAGAACAGAGAUCCCCACUAUGCCGGGAUUGUUUACCAUGUAUAAGGUUACUUGCGCAUGGCUAUCAAAGAUCCUGCUGCUCAUACACUAUCUAUAGAGAACCAGAGCUAAAGAAGCCCCCACACAGGGCUUCAUUCCCCAAAGUCAUUCCCCAGCAAUGCUACUGGGUUGGCAUCCCAAUGCUGUUAUUGCCUUAUGUAGAGUCACUGUUUGAUCAGGACAGGGCUUUAGAGUCCUAAAAAUAUUCCACAUAUUCAAAAUAUUUAGUCCAGAUAUAAGCAGCAGAACCUUCCUACUCUCCAUCCUAUUCCAUUGUCCUCUUUGUGCAUUCACCCUGGUGGGCCAUAGGAUCACAUGAAUAAGUGAGAGAAAACCAGUCCUGUGAUUUGUAAAUUAACAAACCUCAUGUAACCUCGAUAUUACCAGCAUAUGUGAGCAGUUAUGGUGCUUGGGGGUACCUGCAUGACCCAUAGACAGUGCAAAUGUGUAAUGGUGCUCUUCGAUAAUCCUAUUCCUUGAUGCUAAUAAAAAUAAUGUAUACAUUGUAUACAAAAACUCCCAGAGCAUAUGGUUACCAACUGUUAAUGAGGAUUUAAUCUCACGGAGAGGCUAGACUGAUGUAGGGAGACUAUCAGGAAAAAUGUGGGGAAUCUAAAAGAGAACCACCAGUUCAACUUGUCCUGCACGUCACAGGCAAGGACCAACUGAGUUUCCAACUCCAUCAGAAGUUUAUUCUUCUUAAAUGAUGCCUGUUUCAGUUUUUAUUGUGCUUUAGUCUACUUUAUUACUGUUUUUGCUGGAUGGAAGUUCCAAUAAGUGAUUACAUAUGGUCAGUACAUUUAAUAUUUCCUCAUUUUUACAUUUUGUCAAGUAUUGGCCUCUGUGUUUGACAUGAAAUAUGAAAAUGUUUUAUCUCUAUUUAUCUCUAUCUAUUUAAUUAUUUUAAAUAAAGGGUUCAUCUUUACUGUGCCUAAUGGCCUUUAUUAUUAUUAUUAUUAUUAUUUUAUUAUUUAUAUAGCGCCAGCAAAUUCCGUAGCGCUGUACAAUAAUGUAAACAGAUGUCUGCCAUACUCUUUUUAGUCAUAACUUAAGACAUACUGAUGACAGCAGGUUACGUUUAGGAUAACAACGGACAGGUGUGCCAUCUGUUGCUAAGUGGCAAUUUUCACAAGGAACCAAACUGAGAUUGCAAUCUUUCAACAGCAUUUGCUCUGGGAUAGGAUUGCCUAUUCGCAAAACUACUAACUGGUCAUAUUUGGUGAAACUAUUACUCUGCUCCUUUAGAGUGUUCAGAACGGACAUUUGUUUUCUAUCAUUUUUAAAUAGCUUGUCAUUUCUCAUUGCUACUGGUAAUUGUCUCCAAUCUUUGAAAGAUUAUCAGUGUUUAGAAAGAGGCGCAAAAUCCACUUAAUUAUUUCUUUGCAUAAUUUGAAAUAUAUUAGAGGAGAAUUAGUAAACCAGGAGGUGAAACAAAAUGCUUAAAGAGCACUGUGAAGACAUGAAAUCAUAAAGAUUUAUAAUCUAGAUGGUAAUAAAUUUGGAUUUAAAAUCUUAUAAAAUAUAUAUAUAUGAAACCAUGGGGCUGCACUCACCUGACCAUGCAUAAAUGGGGUGCUGCUGGGGACAAUUUAUACAAUACACAAGAUCCAGCGCACUCACUAAUCCACUAAACAGCAACUUCAAAGCUCACCCACUCUAGGCAAAAAUAUUGGGUGGUUUUGCCAAAAUUAGGUGUGGUUUUUUUUUUAAACCUAAUAAAAUCUGUGAGCUUUGAAGUUGCUGUGCAUUGUAUGAUCAUAUACUGUGAUUAAACCCCCAUUAUUUGUGCCUAGUUUAGGUGUUUAAAAAAAAAAAAAAACAACUAAUAAAAUCUGUGAGCUUUGAAGUUUUUAUUUAGUGGAUGAGUGAGUGCGCUGGAUCUUGUGUAUUAUGUUUAUAUAUAUAUAUAUAUAUAUAUAUCUCAGCAGCAGAAAGAGAUAAGGAUUAAUGCCACUUUAAAGGUUACUGAUAAAACCCGAGCUGUUCCAUCAUGUAAUAAUUGAAUACAUAGGUUUUGCGACAUUCGCCAAAAUUAAACAUAGCCUAAGGAAGCAAGAACAUUCUAUAAGACACAUGUAAGCUGUCAGAAUGUAGAAUUAAAUUUUGGAAGCUAUGAGCUAUAUUUAUGCACGCAAACCUAUCGAAAAAGUAUUCAAGUGAGAGUGAAGGCGAUCGAAACCAAUUGAUUUAUCAUGCUAAUAAAACGUUUUCAUAUUUAUCGAUUUUUAACAUUUUAAAGGGGAACUGUUACUUCUAAGGAUUUUUACUAUGUUUACAAAAUGUAUUUGUGAGGUGUGAAAAAUAAAAUCAGAUGUAGAAAUACACACUAUGUUUACAACUGGCUUCCCCAAUCCAGCGCUCUUUCAAUCAUUGUUAUAGGGUCUGAACUUUGCACCUGACAGUCACUAUAUUUGUCUAUUUCUACUUUUCAUAUGACAUUUUUGACCUUAAUUUGCCUUGUCUGAACUGGAUUAUGAUGUCAUUUGUUAAGUCUAAUAUACAUUUUUAAAAAGUAAGCAUCUGAUGUAAAAGGUAAGCAAUACAAUGUAUAUGUGAUAUAUUUACGUUAUUUUGAAUUAUUUGAUGUUAAUUCAGGGAAUUAACACAUAAUUUAGGAAAUUAACACAGAAUCUGACCAUGCUUACCUAUAGAGAUUUUCCAAAAGAGUGCAUGGAAGGAGAAAAGAAUGUAGAAAUAGUUAAGAGAGAAACAGAAAUUAAGUGAUGUAGAAGACCAAGGAAUAGAAGAGAACUAUUUUAAGGAUAGUGUAGUUUCCAGUUAACAGCUGAAGAGCCAGUUAAUAAAUCCAGGAAUGUCUGCAGUAUAUCCAAAGUUAUCAUGAAAAACCCAGGCCAGGAGGAUGGUCUAAUUCGGCAAGUGUUCUCCACCACCCACUCACAUUGUCAUUUUAGGUCUAUUUUACAUGCUGCUGUUUAAGCAUGGAGAAAAUAUAUAUUGCCAUUGAAGGCUAGCUUCUGUGUGGAAUGUACUAAGUCAUAUGAAUGGACAGUGUGUGAAAAUAGCCACAAUGAUACUUGUACUAUCAAUUUAUUCUUAUACGGUUCAAGCACAAAGUCAGUAUUGUGAACAUAAGUGCGUAACUGUGAUAAAUAAUGAAUAAAGAAGCCAAUGGAAAAUAAUACUCUUAUUAAAAAAAAAUGGGGGGGGGAGGGGGCAGGGCCGGACCGCCAUGCAGGCAAGUCGCAUGUUUGAGCAGCCCCUGAGGGCUUUAGCUUAAAGAGCUGAAUUUCGGCAGAGCCUGUACCAACUCGAAGCCCAGGAGUAAUAAUCUGCUACUUAAUUGACAGCUGGUGCUGGUGCCGGGCCCAGAUCUGGGAAUACUAAAGCCUGAAACAAACAAUCGAGACUCCGGAAUUUGAGGCCUAGUCGAGCGAGGAGCGGGAUGGACGGCCGCCUCCUUGCUUCCUUGUUCACUGCCCCACAUUGGCUCUCCCAUGGAGCAACUGACUGGUCCCGUUUCCCCCCCUCUGGACCGGUGCUGGACCUUCUAAACCACAAAGGCAAUCAGCACCGACCGCUAAACACACCUAAGAUGGCGGCACCUCAUGUUCCUGAACAACACGAGGCAGCGGAGGCACACAAGAGGUGGAAGAAGGUCUUUCUGCUGCCUUAUGGAGAGCCCUGCACACGCCUCUGGAGAGCAGGGAGAUAGAAACAUGCAGCACGGCUUACCAAUCACCGACCCGGCACUUCUGCAACCUGAAAAGGUACCUGCGUCCAUGCCCCUCGAUCAGCCAUCAUCAGCCUGAGCAGCGAGACGUGAAGGGAGAGAUCCCAGAAGACGACCCACUGGCUCUGAUCUGGGGAGUAACCACGGCUAAAGGCUUGUGAAAACGGCGUGAAGAGGCCCCAAAAUCUGGCGUGUUGCUCCCUGAGCAUAUCUGGGGAUGGGAGUGUGAAAAUGGGGAAUCCCAACUUGCCACAAUCAGCAUCUCUUCGUGCCUGGGUCAGGAGAACUCUCACAGCCCACUCAGUACACACAGUCUGGGCUUAGGCUGAACUUUUUUUUUUUCUUCAGUUUCAAACACCCAAGACCACAUUAAGUUACUCAGCUCCCAACAGUUUCCAUACUGUUUACUCGUGUUUAUUACUAAUGGGGUUUUUUUGUUUGUUUUUUAAUGGGUGUGAUCUUGUUGGUUUAUGAUUUGAUCGCCUAGUCUUAAUUCCAACAUAUCUUGUCUAUCAUGCAGGCCUAGCAUAUAUGUCACUAUAAAGAUGUGCUGGUGGUAUUUCUAACCAGGCCACUGGUAAUCAUACAGCAUCUCUCAAAGUCUCUUGUAACUUCCUCACAGUGGCCCUAGUAUAAGCAGUAACAUACCUUAGUUUAGUAUACUGACAACUGAUUAGACUUCUUGACAUGCAUAAUACAAGCUUGCAAUUAUCUCUACUCAAUGUUUUUUGUGCAUGUCGAGGUUUCUCACCUUUUGAAUGUUUAUAAAAAAAAAAAGUGCAAGUCUUUAGACAUGACCUGUUGUAUACCUGCAAUAUACUUUGUCAUAUUACUUAUCAAUGUCAUGUCACUAACUGCUUAUGUUUCUUUCUAUGCACUACUAAAAUAAAGAAUUAUAAAAAAAAAUGUAAAACCUCCAAGUGAGUUAGAAUUGAAGCUCAGGGUGCUAACCCUACAUGUGAUUUAAAUGAAGGAGCAUAGGACAUGCAUACUGAAAGAAUGCUGCAAAUAGUAACAGGAUAGAUAUAGGGACAAAAAGCAACAUAACCAAGUUAUCAGUAGCCUAAGUCCCAUUUCAGACCAGACAGCUCCCACAGAUAUGGGUUACCCAACCUAUGCCUGUAAUGGCCAGGCUGAGUCCAGGUAGGUAUGCAAGGUGAUUUGCGCCUCCCAUGGUGCCGCAACGUGCGGUGCCAUAAUAGCCCCAGGUGUUUUCAGGAACCAUUUCCCAAUGUCCACUGACUUCUCCCUCCUUCACAGGGAGACAGUCGCGUGUUUUUGGUCGAGCAUAUUCUGCUCCGAAGCGUGGACUGUGGGUGGACACAUGGGACCUCUUGAUUCCCCACCUAGGAAGGGGGCAUCGAACCAGAGCUCUGGAUGGAGGUUAUGUUGAAGGUAUGGGUAGUGCAGGUGGAUGUCGCCUAUUCUCCCAGCUCUCCCUCUCGUUGGCAUAUGAUAUCGAACCCGUGCUGAAAUUCUGCUACCCAGCUAUCAAGGGAUGACUGCUCUGCGCGCUUGUCGUUGCCAUCAGCCAUUUUGGAUAAGCCACGUGCCAGUCGCCUUCAAGAAAGUCACCCUGGAGCUAUUGAGAGGUUUGUUCCUGUUUGGUGGGGGCUGUGAUUACCCCCAUCCCCCAAAGGGGGGAGUGCAGAGCUCUGAGUGACCACAAGAAGUAGACCGCCACGGACUGAGAGAUCGUCCACCUCUCCCACCAGUAAUCCACCAGGCUGCAACAAUCUGGGUGCCGCAGCUCCUGGUUAGCUGAAAUAUCGAUGCCAGAACUCACUCCAAAGUUUUACCAGACAAGGGUACCAACAAGAGGAAAUUCAAUAGCAGGUUAAUUUAAUCCCAGUAAUCACUGUGUAAUCGGGUUUAAGCAGGAGCUCAUGCACUCUGUGGCUGUUCAGUAUAGCAUCCAAGCUCUGCACCCCAUAAAAAAAAGAGAGAUUUCUUGGCACAAAUAUAUAAUUUUGUUUUAUUUGUCAUGCAAUAUCCGUAAACAAUCUUAAAUAGUUCUUCCGUGUCCAGAAAGAGAAAACAAAUGGGAGACGAUGUGGCUGGGGCCCGAAAAAAAGACAUUAAAGGAACACUCCAAACAUCAUAACCACUACAGCACACUAUAGUGAUUAUGGUGCCCGGACGCCCUCUUUUUUAUUAUUUACACUAUUUUAGAAAGGUUGACUUCUUCUUUGGGAUACACCCCAUGCCGCUUCUCGCUUCCACUACAGCUGUGGGAGAGCAGGAAGCUCUCGGCCUGAACUAAUCUCAUUGCUGGGAGCAAUCAGCUGAUGCGCUCAUCCCUUGAGCUCCCUCUACUCUUCUAACCGGGAGCUUCCAGCUGUCUCAAGACUGUAGUGCUUAUGGUGCCUGGAAUGUUCCUGAAAGCCCUAAAAAACAUGUUGAUUUCAAACAUUACAGAAUUCCUUUACUCUUAUAUUGGGCUGUUUCCAAGUACCCAGUAUCCCCUCUGUAAAGAAGUAUUUCUCUAGCUAAUCUCUACGUUUUCCACUCUCGCCUUCAGAUAUUGUUCUCUCGUUCUUUUUUCAUUAUUGAAAAUUCUUCAAUCUUCUACUUUAUUUCAUUCCUUGUUGUAUUUGAAGGUUUCUGUCAUGUCUCAUCUGUGAUCGAUAAAGUGUCAUAAGCACAUCUGCUUUUUUCCUGCUUCUGAUGCCUGUCUUAUACAACCAAGUAUUCUACUGUCUUCUUAUGUUGCUUUGGAAAACUGUCUGUUCUCAUUUAAAUUUCACAUCAUAAUGCUGUUGUUUUUUUGUUUUUUUCUGAAGAUGUUUUUAGCAAAGUGGAUUAAAUCUGCAAUCCAUUUUAGAUUUCUUUUUUUUUUUAUUUUGUCAUGUGCAUAUUAUCAUGUUUCCCAAGAUGAGUCCAUUCCUUUAAUUAAAUCAUUUAUAAUUUUGCUAAUACUUUCUGAAGUGUCGACCAAAUUAAACGUUUUGUUGUGUCAUCUUCGGAAAGGAAAGCAUUUCACUAAAAUUGUCAGAGAUUAAAAUAUUAAUGUGCUGUUAAACUUGAAUUCUAGAUUUUGCUUAUUUAAUUGAAGCAAAACUUAAAAUCCUGCUGCUAUCUGAUUGGCGUUAGACAUACAGUAUAUUUGUUGCACUUACCACUUCUCACUGCCUUUGACAGCUGAUCAUAUAUUGGGUGGGCAUAGGCAAAGCAUACCACGUAGCCAAUCAGCAGCAGCUGUUAUCAAAGCAGAAUUUAGAUGUAAAAAAUACUGCUGCUUCUUUUGCAGUCCCCUCAUUCAAUACCAAAUAAAAAGUAGCUGUGUGUAGUAAUUGGUCCUUAGCUAACUGGGUUACCUGCAUGGUUCACUCUGAUGUAAAUAGAUGUUCUAAAAAAGGUAAAUUGCAUGUUUUUUUUCUUAAAUUAUAAUUUAAUCCUCAGACUAUGUGCAAUUAUCUUUAGUCUCUUGCUAAGGAAAUAUUGAAAACCAGGUUUGUGACUUUGUCAAAAUAACUGGUUUAAAUACUCACAGCCAAGGCACUCUGUUGGUAGCCUUUCCUUCUUUUGAAUGUACAACAAAGAUAAUAAUGAUAACACUUAACAAAUAUCUUGUAUAGUGAAUUACACUUUUAUCUAGACACAGCAUAUCUGGUUUAUGGAUUAGUGUACUGUGUGACACAGCUUCAAAACUUUGGAAAUCCAAACACACUAUAUCGACGUCUUCACUAUCAUCCAUAAUUUUUGUAACAAUGUCAGAACUCAAUAAGGUAUGUCUUGAAUGAUUUGCCUGCUGUGAAUUCAUGAUGAUUUUAUCUUUUUAUAACUCUUAUGGUAUGCUAUGCUUUAUCUCUCAAAACAGCUUACAUUAAUUUUCUCACUGCUGUAGUCAAAAUGGACUAUAUUUCCCAGACUCCUCUCCUUUUAAACAGCAAUAACACAGUAGCAAUAUCCCAGCUUCUCUGGAUCUGUUUCUAACAUGAAUUAAUAACUAAAAAAUUAAGUUAAAGACGUUUUCCUCUCGUACAGCUCGUUACAUAUUAUUUAAAAAUUUUAUAAUAUCUUAAAAUCCUUACCCAAUUGUUCUAUCUCCCGCUCUUACGCAAUGCUUAUGUUUUCUUUUAUAUCACUGCUUAAUGUCAUUGCAAAUUGUACUUUUUGACAUAUUAGUGCAAGACAAAAAUAAAGAAUAAUAAUAAUUUUAAAAAAAUUUAGGUUUGAAUGACAUGUACAUAAGGGUACCAUGAUUCACAAUUUAAUGAAAUCCAUACAUCAUCCUUUGUAAUAAGUUAUUUUCAUGCGAGUUUGCUAGGGACUAGUUAAUAUGCAUUGAGUAGAUAUGUGUGACAAUCUUCAUUGAACUAGAUAGUAGCCAGAGAAUAAGGAUUUCUAUAUGUAGAUUAUAGAAUGUAGAGGAUGAACGUUGUCCUCUGGCCUAGAUAAAUAUAUAUUGACAGUCAGGGUUCUUAUUUUGGAAUCCCAGAAGCCAGACCUUUUUAAUGUCAUCCUACCUCUCCCACAGAAAGCAGUGCGAUCUCUAAAGCUAUUGGUUGCGCAAAAGCAGUGUAUAAAAAAACAAGGAACAAUUCGGUUCCUGAAUUCGGUAUCACUGAAGUCAUAGCUAAGUGUAUGCACACCAGUGUAAUGUAAAAUAUAAACAAAGAAAACAUAUAUGGUAAUAUGAUAUGAAUAGAUAAAACAAAGAGCAAGAGAACACCUACUGAAAAAUAAGUGCUUCAAUACAAAAGCGCAAAAUAAAUAUUAUGGCUGCCUCUGGUCGCAUUGACAGCCUCUUCAGAAACCACUUGAUGUGUCUGUAUAAAUGUCAAGAGGAGAUAUCAUGGGAGAUUAUACAAGUAUGAAUAUAGAUGGUUACAAGUGGAAAUCACAACUCCAGUAAUAAAAAUUAAUCUUAUUCCUCCCAAUUCCUCCCAGUCUAAGAAGUAAUAACAUAAUCAGAAACAAAAAAAAACAUGAUAUAUUCAGUGCCUUGCCAAGUAAUGCUGAUAUAUUAUCUAUAAAGCAUGGCAAAUAAACCAGGGCACCAUAUUUGUCCCUCAGCCAUGACCCACCCAUAUAUCCCAAUACGACACAAACAGAUUGGUACAGCUAGGGACAAACAUGGUGCCCAUAGAUGUGCCAAGUAUUUGUAGGUAAAAUGUAUUCUCAACCAAAAUGAUUAUGAGUUAAAAUAAACCUAUUUAAUGCACAACAUUAUAUAUAUAUAUAUAUAUAUAUAUAUAUAUAUAUAUAUAUACAUACACACACACACAUACAUACAUACAAUUAUUAAUAUACAUAUUUACUGGAAUUGUGAUUUCCACUUGUAACCAUCUAUAUUUAUACUUGUUUAAUCUCAAUAUCUCAAUAUUUGUAAGAGAUAAUAAAACUACAUUUAAAGAUCAUUAUACAUUUCAUAUUUAUUUUUUGUUAUACUGGAGACCAAACGGAAAAGAUUUUUUUUUUUUAAUUUAUAUCCAAUUUCAAUACAUUUUCUUGUUUUUGUUAGUAUUCAUGUUCCACUGAGUAGUUUUUUUUUUACAAGGGGAGGCUGGAGACCUAAACAUUUAACAGAGUACUCAAAUGUUAGGAAUAAACAUGUGUAUUCCUAGCGCUACAGGGUUCCUUUGAGUGCACACUUGCAUUAUGUUUUUUUCCAUUUCAAGCAGCAUUACUCUGUUCUAUCUAUCGCUAGAUAUUGGAUUUCCACAUAUUUGGAAUGUUACUCUGAAGUGCAUACAUUUAGCCAUCACUUCUUUAUCACUUCUUUAAGUGUUCAUCAUUUGCUGCCGAUUGUUUUGGUGGACAUUGGUAGUCUAUUAUUAUACUUACUCAUGUGCUUGUGUACAAUUAAUUCUAAUUAUCUCUACAUUUUUCUGCUGGAUUUAUAUUUAAUGAAAUAGCCAUCUGAUGCUAUAAGAGCUCCUGACACACAAUAUUAUCUGUUUUAUCAGCACCCACAGCAAAGUAAUUAACCAUCUACAGUCCCAAUAGUUCCAGGUGAUCAAGAACUCCAUAUUUGAGGUGAAUCAGUCACAUGAGAGAUACCAGUGUGACUCGGGGGACCUGUCAUGUCCCAAACUACUAAUGCUCUUUUGAAGUAUCAUCUAUACAUUGUGAUAGCAGAUUUGCUUGGAAAUGUACUGGUUGGGAGAAAACCCUUUUUAAAAUUGGUAUUUCUCCCACCUGUAGAUUGACUGAAAAUUGAGAGCAGAAAAGACAUGAGGUCCUUCUACUUUCCCAAGCAUAGCAACCACUGAGCAUGUGCUGUGGUAUCUAUGGAAACUACCUAGCUGACAACGAAGCCAGCAUGUCGGCACCACACACAACGUUUUCACACAAAGAGGACACACAACGUUUUCACACAAACAGGAGUUAGUGUCCCCAAGCAGAGGAAAUCACAGAUGUCUGGAGGAGCAGAGGACAGAAUGGAGUUGGGUGUUACACGAAGAGUAACACUUCAUGAAGCUUAGAACGUGACGGCGAUGGAACAGAGGUGAAUAUAUUUUUAUAUUUUACAUUAAAUACAUCCUGCUUUUCUGCGAUACCUAAUUGAUUUAAUGUAUUUGUAACCGAUUUAAGUCAAGUCACAUUUUAGUGCAAUACCUGCUACAUAAGAAUGUCAUAAUUAAAUGUAACUCCCAAUAAUAAAGACAAAUUAAAAACAUGUUGAGCCUCCUGUACACAUUGUUGAAGUAUAACACACAGAAACAUUUAGCACAAAGUAUAUACCAUAAAUUAGGAUAUGUGCCUAAUAUAAAAUAUAUUUAGCUGAGUCAAAACCAGAGCACUGGAGACAAAUAUAAUAAUAUUUAAGUGUAUUAUAUUAUCUCAGUAGAGUGAGAUGAUUUUUGCAUAUUAAUGAGCCAAUUUGAUGAGUUAGGAUUUUACAUGGAAGGUGCUAUAAAGUCUCCCUGGAUUCUUUUCCGCUGUUGGUUUGUUAGUCAUAAACAUGUCUAAAGGGAAAAAAAAACAUCACAUAAAUCAAUAUGGAAUUAAUUCAAAGGAGGUUAUCAUUGAUUGUUGUUCAGUCUCUUUAUUAUGGCAGUGUUUUGUAUUUCAUGUUCGAUUUUUGGUAGUGUGUUUAAUGUGAAUGAAAAGCUGGGUUAGUCAACCAACAAACCGAUGUACAGAAUACAAUCUAAAAUGGUCAAGCUGCAAAAUAUGUACAUUCCUAGUUUUUCUUGUUUUUGUUUUAUUAAAUGACGAUAUGGUACCAAAUACUGGAAACUGGUCAACCUAUUUUAUAGAACCUUGGGCUUGUUUUAAAAGCGUUUCAAGUGAUUUAAUAUUUUCAGCUAAGUGUUUUAAAUGAUUUAAUAUUUUAAAUUUUUUUUUACAAUUAUAUAUAUUUUUUUAUAUGUUGAUAUAUUUUUGAUAUAUUAUUUAUCACUUUUCUUUUUCUUCAAGUUCAAUUACAAUAUAAGUAUAUAAAUAUAUUCAAAUUCCAAUUGUAUUUCUUUGUAUAUUAUUACAAACAUAAAUUGUAUUUAAACAGUCAAUACUUGAUAUAUUUUAUUUAGAAUAGUAAGAAUUUUGGAAAAAAAACUUGUAAUGCAAACAAUGCUGUGUACUACCUACGCAAGAUAAUUAUUUUUAAAAUUAGCUUUAAUUUGAACUCACUAAUAUACUUUCACAUGUGUGAAUUUUAUAUGAACAUAAUCUUGUCUCCAAAUGAGAAAAAUGUGUAAUUUCUUAAAGGUUUUUGUCAUAGCAGGCUAACACAACAUGACCCUUUCCUUAAAUUAAAACCUGUGCAAUCAAAUUAGCAUUCCAUUUUAAUAGCUGUACAGCAUACAUACAAUACAAUCAUGCUCGUAAAAGUGGGAAUCUACUUGGAAGAAGCAAAUGUAAAUUUGUGAAAAACGUAAUACUUGAUUCAAUUGUUGUACUAGUAGAGUAGGCCCUUAACAGCAACUUAAUGAAUUAACAAAUAAGAUAAUUAUACUGAUUGAAAAGAGUGUGAGUCUAUGUUACAAAUAAUGAGUAUAGUUUAGAACGCAACAUGACCUCGUGAUGAAAACUGUAUGGUGAAUAUAAUAUUACAUUAGUGCACUUUGGGGAAUACAGUAUUUAAACAUUAGACGCAUAGGAAUAAAUAAAAAAAAAAAGUGUAAUGCAAUUAGAAUUUUCAACUUCUAUUCACAUCAUGAAAAACAUUUUCUCUCCCAUGGCGGUCAUUUACAUCAUCCCCUAUUAUGUUUAAUUAGGUUUUAAAUAUGCUAUACAAAUGUUGUUGUUUAGGGUAUAUCAAUCAUUGUGUAAUCUUUUAAUGCAAAUCAGAUUUUAUUUGCCAUCUAACAUCAAUUAACUUGUACAAAAAUAUUAACCUUUUUUAUUUUCUGUGUUGAGUUUUUGCAAUUAAUAGUUUAUUUAGGCAUUUUCAAAUUCAGGUCAGGUUGACAAAACUAAAAUAAUGAUUCUGGAACUGAAAGAAAUGUUCAAGACCAUUAUUAACAUGUUGUAUAUGUAUCUUCCCCAUUAUUCAUUUUUUUAUUUUGUUUUUUGUGUCCCCCAUACACAUACAUAUUUUGUUUUUUUUAGUUUCCCGAAUCUUCUAUUUUUGGCCUUUUGUGUUUGUAUUUUCCUGCUUUCUCUGUGUAUGGGCCACUAGGUACUGAGUGAGAAUAAGAUCCCUAAAUGCAGAUAUAAGCAAGGGAUUGAAGGAAGUAUUCCCAAACCUUAGAGCCAUUGGGCUUAACUUGAAAGAAAGACACCAGGAUGUAACUAACUAGGCAAAACCGCUUACAAGCCAGUGUCUGGAUUCCUGAAAUCAGAUAGUCAGACAAGCCAAAGUCAGGGCAUGCAACAAGCAGGAAAGAUCAAAAACAAGCUUGGUCAAGAUCAGUAAAACAGGACCACUGGACACCAAGCUCAAAACCCAUCGAACAGCGCAGUAAGGACUACAAACUGGCAAUGAGUCUAAGGAACGUUGGUUCUUAAGGCCUAUUAAGGCCUAUGCCGAUGAUGUCCCAAGAACAUGAUCUUGAGUCAAAUUACUUGCCAAAAGUAGAAUCAACAAAUGAUACAGCCUUACAGGCGUCAAGAUUUUUUAAUAGUGGAUAACACAAAAGGACAAGACGUGUGUAAAAAAUAACGCAGACUUGUGUCAAAAUAAGUAGUGACCGGUGAGAAUCAGGUUAAUGGUGCAUAGAAUACGCUGCACGCAGGUAAUACUUGACACCCUGUUUGUUUUUUCAAACUGUUUGGGAGUUUGCAUUGAACUGGGAUUUUAACCUUUAAUUACAAGUCAUUUUGUAAAGAAACACAGCGUACAAAAAUGUACAAAGUUGUAGUAAAUUACAUCUGUAUUGAAAACUGUUUAUUUGUAAUGCUGUACCUUCUGUUAAAAAAAAAUAAGCUAAGCUUUAAUUACUUUAUUAUCAAUGUUUAGCUCACUAAGGGUUUUCUAAAUGCUAAUUUACAUAUUAUGUAUUUAUUUAUUUGCGCAGGAAAGCCUUUUACAUUGAAAGAGAAAUCUUUGUCACAAAGAAGUCAUUAAAGGUACAAGACAGCUCAGCUAGCAUCAUACAGCAGAAAACAAGUCAGAGUGGUUAUCGCUGUUACUGGACUGUAAGUAACAAACUGGACUGCUUAACUCAUAAAUAACCUGCAUGUAGUGAAUUCUUAACUGUAUAUCAGGUAAUUGUGUUAACUAUUUAAAUGUAUAGCUUCUUUGAAUGUUUUUUUCUUUCAUAUCACAUAUAUAUAAAAAUAUUUAAUUUUCUUUGGAGGUGCCUUGACCACUAUGAUGAUUACAGUAAUAAUAAUAUAAAAAUAUUAAAAUUUCUUUGGAGGUGCCUUGACUACAAUGAUGAUUCCAGUAAUAAUAUAAUAAUAAUAAUAAUAAUAAUAUAAAAAAUAUUUAAUUUUCAUUAGAGGUACCUUGACCACUAUGAUGAUUACUGUAAUAAUAAUAAUAAUAUAAAAAUAUUUAAUUUUCUUUGGAGGUGCCUUAACCACUAUGAUGAUUACGGUAAUAAUAAUAAUAAUAAUAAUAAUAUAAAAAUAUUAAAUUUUCUUCGGAUGUGCCUUAACCACUAUGAUGAUUACAGUAAUAAUAAUAAUAAUAAUAAUAUAAAAAUAUUAAAUUUUCUUUGGAGGUGCCUUAACCAAUAUGAUGAUUACAGUAAUAAUAAUAUAAAAAUAUUUAAUUUUCUUUAGAGGUGCCUUGA
Messenger RNA from Pelobates cultripes (western spadefoot toad), 54896 nucleotides. Lineage: Eukaryota; Metazoa; Chordata; Amphibia; Anura; Pelobatidae. The record is from the annotation of a GenBank genome assembly.